Messenger RNA from Podarcis lilfordi (Lilford's wall lizard), 76169 nucleotides. NCBI's taxonomy places the organism in Eukaryota, Metazoa, Chordata, Lepidosauria, Squamata, Lacertidae. The record is from the annotation of a GenBank genome assembly.
AGGAGCGAAAAGAGAGGGGAGAGAGAGGAGGAAGCGCGUGCGAUGUGCGCGCGCCGAGCGCUCGCACCCGCCCAGUGCAGCGGCUGGCUCCCGCACGCGCCCUAACGAGGGAGGGGAGAAAGACACAGACACGCACACACACACACACAGUCGCGGCGAGAACUGCCUCGCGGGCCAAGCAGGGCCCCCUCAGACGGCGACGGAAUCCCCGGCGAGCUGAGGCGACAACAACAACAACAACCAAGCAAACAAUAACAACGGCGGCAACACGACGGCGAUGGCGGCGGCGUUGAAGCGGGAAGCGGCUCCCCGUCCUCGCUCCUCCUCCGGGUCCCCCUCGGUCCCUGCGGCCGAGAGCCGGUCGGUAGCGGCGGCCCCCUGGCUCGGAGUCACGCUGCGGCUGCUGGUGGCGCUGCUCCUGAACGCGGCCCGGGCUGAGAAAGAAGGUGAGGGGAAGGGAAGGAAGGAAGGAAAGGGCUGGCGGGCGGGGAGGCGGCGGCGGGAGAGGAGAAACGCUGCCUCCUCCCUCACGGCGACCCGAGAGAUCGCGACCCUCCCCGUGGGGCCGCCUCUGCCCACCUCUUCCCCAGAUGCUUCAUUAAAUGCCCCUCCGCUGGCUUGUUUCUAACGUGCCCACACCUGGUUCGGGGCCGCCCUCUUGUUCCUCCUCCGUGCUCCCCCUGGGGCGAGGGGUAAGGGGUCUUUCCCCUCUGUGUGUGUUUGGUGAGGGGACGACGACCCCUUAACCCUUCGCCGGGUCUUUCCCAAAGUUGUCCGCGGUUCCCCUCCUGCCCCACAAAGCGCCUCAGUCGGAAAUCAGUGCUGAAGUUUCUGGGUACUAUUGGCAUCCCCUGAGUUACUUGGCUUUCUGUGUCUCUUUCCCUGCCCACCCUCCUUCAUUCCCUCUUUCUUUUUGGGGUCCCGCCGGGUGCGUAUUUCUCCUCCUUCCCCCUUUUCCUCUCCCGGUGCUCUGGCUCGUCCCCUCCCAGCCGGGCUGCCAACUCACUGGCCGGCCCUGUUGGCUGCUCCACCCGGCUGUGGGGACCUGCCGCCUCUGGGCCUGGCUCUCUUUCUCUCCCUCUCCCUCCAUCUCUCUCUCCUCGCUUUGUGACCCGGGCCGUAGUAAAAUGCCGAAGCUCGGCGCAUGCAUUUGUCAGUGAGGUAAAGUUGCUGGGGUUUUUUUAAAUCCCGCUUUUGUUUUUGUGUGUUGGGAGAUGGGGACGGAGCUCUAGUCCUGCCCCUGCUGAGCUGGAGGAUCCCGCCCGCACAAGGCAAGGCAAGGCUGGCUGGCUGCAGGCACCACCAUCUGCAGCCCAAAGUUGGACCUGGCUUCUUUUAAGAAGCUCAUCUCUUAAAAUAUUUACCUUGGCUACCCUGAGCAGCUGUCAGAUUGCACCUUGUACCCGCUGGAGAAGUGCUUUCUUUCAAAAACAAGCAAAGGAACAAAAAAGGUCUUUUGAGAUUUCUGGACAUCACUGCAUUUUUAUUUUAUUUUUUGAAAAAUCCAAAAUAUUAAUUCGGGAUUCCUUUUAAAGCUUGUUCUGUGGAGGUAGUGUAAUGUCAGCAGGGUUGAACUGUGUGGCAUUUUUAAAAACAAAAUUCCAGAGAAUCCUGCAUACUGAGAAAAUACAUGAAGUGGUUUUGGAUUUGGUUACCGAUGCAGCAAAAAGGAAAGGAGGGCAGCAUCAAAGAGUAGCACAUGCUACUCCAACCUCCACCCCCAGCCUCAUUUUGGUACUUGGAAAUACAGAUGUAUUGAUAGCAUGCAAAUUGCCCAGCAUGUUUAGAUAAAUAGUUUUCAGGGACGCUGUAAAUCAUGGAUAGACAACUAGUGCCCAGCAAAGGUUGUUGGACUCCAAUUCCCAGUAGCCUCAGUCAAUGUGGCUAGUGGACAGGUGGGAGUUGAAACCCAAGAGUGCAUGAAGGGCACCAUGUUGGUUACCCAUGUUGUCAACCCGUAAAAAAUCUAGUUUUAUAGGUGUCUGUUUACAGAGUCCCUGAAGAGCAUUUAUCAAAAAAGUCAAGCAUUUCAUUUUAUAUAUGCAGUACCAGUUUGAAGUUUCACCUGCCAUUCUGAAGCAUCUUCAGGACUUAAUAAAAUGUCUGGUAGUGGUCUUUGAAGCACUGUGAAGAGCAGCAAAUGAUUUUAAGUCAGGGGGUUUAGCCACUGGAGGAAAAGAUAACAGACAUUCUUGAAGAAGAAACACAUCAAAUAAAUCUGCAAAACAGAUGUGAGUCAUCUUCCUUAGAAGUAUCUUGCUUAUAGCAAUGCUUAGUAACUUUGUGAAGUUACUAGAACCUUUAAACUGGAAACCAAGUGGAUUUUAUGAAAAUCCAUAUCCUUAACUUUGGUUUGACGCAAACUUUAUGAAGCUGAGUUGAAAUUCUAUUAACCAGUGACCUUAAACAUUAAAAUGUCAUAAUGUACAUAACUUUUUAUCUGGUUGUUUAUCAUAUGGAGCCCAAAGAAAAUGUCCCUUAUCUUUUCGGUGGUUUGUGUAUAUAUAUACGGUGUGUGUUGAGAUUUUGCUGCUUCACUCUAUUUUAAAACGUGCUUUCAUUUGUAGCUAGGACUUACAGUGUCAGCAGUUAGUCUUGCAAUGUCAUUCAUAGAUUUUCUUUUUUAAUGAUUCAUGAAGAUCGCUCUGAUUCUGUGGUUGUUCUCAGGCUUGCUGCUUGGUUGUUUGGUACUUUGCUAUAUUCAAAGAAGGCAAACAGUUCUGAAUAGUAUUGUCAGUUUAUCAUGACUGACAAUGAGAGUUAAUAUUUCUAUCUACAUUUGAGUAUCUGUGUGCUACCUCCCCAGAGACUAUUUCGCUUAGGCAAAUUGACAAGAAUCUUGCAAUUUCUGCCUGUGUACAUACACUUACUUUUUAUCGCCUCUAGUUCUGACCCAUUGUGCCACAGAGCUCUAUUCUUCAGGGUUGUUGAGUUUUCUAGCUUGUACCUGUGUGCUAUACUAGUCUUUCCCAUCGUGUUCAAAUGAACACAGGGGGAGUUUGCUGACUGUAUAGUGUCAAUUAACUUCCUUAACCAAUGUCCGUAUGUUGCUAUCUUAACUUCUUACUAGUAGUCUGUUUUACUCAAGAUACCUCUAUUCAUAUAGCUGAGUGAUUUAUCCCUUCCAGACUGCUAUUGUUGGUGACUACUUAGGAGCUACCUACAGAAGGUUUUUAAAUGUUUGCAAGUGUGAACUUCUAAGAAAUUAGUACGAUUCUGGUUUCAAAAUUUACUAUUUAGAGGCAAUGCCACAAACCUAGAUUUCUUUUAUUAUACAGAUAGGCAGCCUAAAAUAAGUACAGUAAAGUUGUUCUAGUCUUAAAGUAUUUUAAGAGUGAACAUCAUUGAUUAUGUUGCUGCUGAUUUCAUAAGCACAAGAGGAAGGUUGCACAUUAAUAAAACGUUUAACUGCUUAGCAGUUUCUGUUAACUGGACUUUGCAGAAAAAUAUUCUACUCACUGCUUUUACUUUAACUUUUACUUCUUGCCUUAUAUCUUAACAACUGUGAAAAGCUACAAAAAUUUACUGCUAUGCCAGUAUCUUUCAUGUAUUAAAUUGUGGUCAUGGUCCCAAAAAGCUAUGUCUUUUUCAAAUGCUGGAUAUUUUGAAACAUUUAAAACAUGCAUUACUUUAAACCACAUCAUUUUCUAAAUUGUCUUUUUUAAAAACAAAACAAAACAGUUUUCACUUUUACAGUUUUGCAGACUGUGUGAAAGCAGUAGCUGUGGUUUUGACAGGCAGGUUCUCACUAUUCUGGCUGUAGUGUCUUGUCAACUAACCAUUUUUGUUGGGUGUGCAGGUAAAUACCUAUUCCUGUUCCAGACAGGUAGCUUGCCACUUGACUGGUUGUCUGCAUAGAAUAGCAUUUGUCCUCAGGCAACCAGGCAAGUGGCAAGGACAGAAGCCCGUUUAACCCUCUUUCUGCUGCCUAUUUACUCAUGGCACUCUUUGUAGCUAUUGUAGCAUUGCUUGGUUUUCCCCUUCCACGCUGGAGAAUUGCGACAGAGUACUCUGGCUCCACUUUCUCUUCUCUUUUUCUAGAAUGUGUGAGUGAGAACAUAAUCUGAUGUGUUUAGCAGCUGGGAGAGGAAGAACAAGUAGCACUUCUAGUAAAGGUUAAACUGGAAAGGCCAGGGAUGUAUAGCACAGUAACUUACAUUUCUGCACAUGCAAUAUGAGAGAAGAAAGGAGUCAGGCAACUGAUUGAAAUGGGGGGUAUCCUGGAUAGCUCAGUUGGUUAGACUGAGUGUGGUGCUGAUAAUGCCAAGGUUGCAGGUUUGAGCCACAUAUGGGACAGCUGCAUAUUCCUGCAUUGCAGGGGGUUGUACUACUAAAUAGUCCCUUCCAACUCUACAGUUCUAUGAAUCCAAUUUUCCUUUGGUUCACAUUGAUGAUGAAGUGUUUACUGAAAGAAGAUGUAGUGUUUACCAAAAGAUCACUCCACUGUCUGGUGACAGGAGAAUGUAAUGAACAUGCCAAGCCACAGUUAUGAAAAGAGUGGAUGCUUAAGCCUUGAUUGACCCUUCAUAUGUUAAUGUAUUAUAUGUUUAGAAAGUGGGUGCUAGUUUACACCUCAUUAUACAGUAUAAGACAUCUCUGGAAUGUCUGUUGAAACAACAUGGACCUAGUCAACCUUAACAUACAGAUGCAACAACAUCUUUGUGUUAGUCUUGAUCGUUUUAGUUUUGAUAGCAGGAACUCAUAAUUUUUAACUCAUUGUUUUCAAUAGAAAGCUCACAAUGGAGUGUGUUAUAGUUCUGAAAUACACUGAACCAUUUGACAAGAAUGAAAUCUUAGACUUGAAUUCUGUCACAAGUUAAUUUAAGGCAGUUAAUGGAAGGAAAGAUCCCCAUGCCUUCCUCCCUACUGUGGUCACUUGUGCCUUUGGGGGGGGGAAACCUCUCUAGAGGGUCAGGGACACACCCCCUCCAAACAAAAAGAAUGGGGGAUGAACCAUUGGGGGCUGCUGGAAGGGAGUAAUCUAAAAUCCAACUUCCUAAGAUAAGGAAAUUCAUGGAAGGAAAGUUUUUGUUUUUCUGUAUUGGUCAGGAGGGUCCUCAAACCUCUCAGGCAGCUGCAGCAGGAGGAAGGGAAUGAGAAUUUUUCCUUCUGUGAGCCUCCUUUACUUCAUUUUUAGGGUCAUUAAAGUAUUACUUUAAAUACAUUUCUACUCCUAGUUUAUUUUUGUGUGCUGUUAAGAGUUUCUACAAGCUGCCUACAAAUCUAUAUAGCAUGUUAUAAUCCAGGACAUGUUGAGGUUUUCAUUGAAUGCAUUAAGACACCCAUGUCUUGUGUUCUUUUCGUAAUACAUUAAAAACUCAUUUAAGUUUUCAUCUGCCCUUUUUACUUACGCCCCUUUUAUAAUUCACUUUGAUUCUACCAUCCCAUAUUGUAGUUCUCGCUCCCAUUUUCAAGAUAAUUUUUCUUGGCCUUGCGUUCUUAUAUCCACACAUCUGCUAAUUGGAGUAUACCUAAUAUGCAUGUUUAAUUAGCAUAUAUAUUAAAUUUAUAUCAUCUCCUUUCCUCCAAGAAGGUGUACAUGGUUCUCUCCCCACCCCCACCAAAUUUUAUGCUCAGAGAAACCAUUUGAGGAAGACUAGGCUGAGAGACUGUGACUGUCCCAAGGUUUCCCAGUGAGCUUCAUGGCCAAGUGGGGAUUUCUACUCUGGUCUACCAGGUCCUAGUCCAACACUGAUUUCUGUGUUUUUGUAAGACUAAGGUAAAGGUAAACGACCCCGUGAUGGUUAAGUCCAUUCAAGGGGGACUAUGGGGUGCGGUGCUUAUCUCGCUUCAGGCUGAGGGAGCCAGCGUUUGUCCACAGACAUCUUUCUGGGUCAUGUGGCCAGCAUGACUAAACCAUUUCAAUGGGACAUUAUGAUGAGUGAGUGCCAGAGCGCACAGAAAUCCCAUUUACCUUCACACCGCAGCAGCACCUAUUUAUUUACUUGCACUGGUAUGCUUUCAAACUGCUAGGUUGGCAGGAACUGGGACAGAACAACAAGAACUCCCACCAUCACAUGGAUUUGAACCACCAACCUUCUGAUCAGCAAGCCCAAGAGGCUCAGUGGUUUACACUACAGCGCCACCCACUCCCUGGUUUUGUAAGACUACAAAAGACUAAGUACAACCCCAUCAUUUGCGCAUCUGCACAUAAAUAAAUGCUUUUGAGUUCAUUGGGCUUACUUCCAGGAAAGUGUGUAUAGGAUUUCAACCUAACAGUGCAAACCUAGACAGACUUACAAGUGAGUAAGACCCCCUGGACAUAAAGAAACUUCUGACUAGACUGACAUAGGAUUUCACUGUCUAUCUCUGUAUAUAACACAGGGCUCCACCAUUACCAAUGAAUCAAUGAUUUACAUACAGCUCAUGGUCAUUGAACGUUAUAGUAAUUUUAACAAUCUAUGCUAGUUUACUCUAAAGUUGAAAUAGUCUGCAGAGCACUGGUGUCCAACCUUUUUUGCAGACAUGCUCAAAAUGAUGAGGGCUUUAUAUCAAUGAUGGAAGAAAUAGGGCAGAAACAGAUGGCUACAUAACUCUGUUUUGCAAGCCUCAAGGACAGCUAAAACCACCAUCCUAAACACCUGAUGUUCUUUGAAAAUUAGAUUGGAUUGAAAAGCUCCUGUGCUUUUCUGUGCCCGUGCCUCCUGCACACACGCCUUAAGCCAGCCUUUGCCAACCUGGUCCUUCCAGAUGUUUUGGAGUGCAACUUCUGGUCUUGCCUCUCCCUCACCCCAUUCUGGAAGCCUGUGUACUUGGGUCACAUAAACAUUGUGGGGUGGGGGGCGCCAAUACAGCUUCUUGCCAGGGGUACCUCUGAAGAGGGGUAGUUGUAUGCAACUAACUCCUUUGCCUUGUAUCUACAUUUUGGUUAGCUGAUCAUGAGAUUGCAGUGACACAGUUGGAUAGCUCAGUUGAUUAGAGUGUGGUGCUGAUAAUGCUAAGGUUACAGGUACAAUCCCCGUAUGGAACAGCUGCAUGUUCAGAUUGGGCUAGAUGAGCCUCAGGGUCCCUUCCAACGCUAUUACAGUAGUACCUCUAGUUACGGACUUAAUUCGUUCCGGAGGUCCAUUCUUAACCUGAAACUGUUCUUGACUAGAGGCGUGCUUUUGCUAAUGGGGCUUCUUGCUGCUGCUCCGCCGCCGGCACACAAUUUCCAUUCUCCUCUCAAGUUCUCAACUUGAGGUAACUCUUCCAGGUUAGCGGAGUUUGUAACUUGAAGCUUUUGUAACCUGAGGCAUUUGUAACUCGAGGUACCACUGUAUUCUAUGAAUCUAUAAGUUAUGGGAUCUUCUGGAUUAAGUGCUGAGAAAUUCUGCUCUUUGUAGUGAGUUAAAAUGAUAACCACUAAUAUAUACUUCUUGGGCAGCCUACACUGUUAGAUGUCUUUCCCCUGCACUGUCGGAUUUGGCCCUUGUGUGGGAUCAUUUGGCGUUUGGAGACACCUGCAUUUACCCACCAGACCUUGGCCCUGAAGUCUUAGUGUUCUUAUUCAGUCAAUAUGUGAUGGAUUGGAUUCAGGGGUUGGGUGAGGGAACAAGCUGAGAAGCUUAAUCCAAAUAAUUAUCAUGUGAUCUGGGACAGGGAAUAGGCGCUCCUACUGUAGAUGGGAUUCUUCCAUCUAUGCAGUCUUAUAUGUUGGGAUUAAAUUGUUUUUGAAAGUUAUACUUCAAUUAGUCAUAUGUGACCCUCAAGGAAUACUGGCAGGAAGUUGUCCUGACUCAGCUAAGAAAUGUGCAGUUCUCACACAUACAAGCACCCGCUGAAGGGUGAAAUCCCACCCAUUGGUAUGUGUGCCUUGUAGUGUUUCUCUGUUGCUGAACUUUCCUGUGAACGCAGAUACAGUCAUACCUCAUGUUACAUCCGCUUCAUGUUAUGUUCUUUCAGGUUACGUCCCGUGGCGACCCAGAAGUACCUGAAAGGGUUACUUCCGGGUUUCGCCGCAUGUGCAGAUGCACAAAAUGACACCAAGGGCAUUUGCAGAAGCGGCGAAUUGCAACCCGCGCAUGCACAGACGCGCUGCUGUGGGUUACGUUCUUUUCAUAUUGCGAACGGGACUCUGGAAUGGAUCCCGUUCGCAACCAGAGGUACCAUUGUACAUGAUCUACAGAAACUUGUGGGUGAAAAUCCUGUGCUGGGUGCUGUCCUAUUUUUUUUCUUCGAAAGACUGAUUUUCAUCUGAUUGUUCUGCACUUUAUUAAAUAUAUGCAAUUGGGCUUAAAUCUUCAAUUAAGUCAUAUCUUUAAAAAUGGGUGAGAAUUGGGUUUUUUAUAUGUUCUUUAUUAAGGACUGUUUGUAUCAUAGGCUUACAGCUAUAUGAAGAUGGAAUUUGGAGCCUACGCUGAUUCCUAAUGCCAUUUUUUGGAAAUAUUUCUUUCCUAAACUUCAACUCAAAAUGGGGCCACAAAACAGCAAACUAUUAUAAAAAAAAAACAAUAGCAUAGAACUAGCUCUACCUAGAGGCACCAGAAAUUGAACUUGCAACUGUUUGUAUGCAAAUCAUGUUCUACUAAGGAGCCCUUUCCCAGUUAUUUAUUUGUGUCUGUUUAUUUUUACAUCAUUUUAUUUGGGGGGUGGGGGUAGCUCAGUGAAUAGAACACAUGUUUUGCAUAUUGAGGAUCCAAGGUUCAAUCUCCAGGUACGUCUGGGAAAGGGUCUUGUUUGAAACCCCAGAGAACCACUGCCAGUCAAUUUAGACAGUUCGAUAUUCAGGCAUCUUCUGAAUUUCAGUGCUAUCUUUAUAUAUCUUUAUAUAUGCCUGCAAUUCAGCUUUCUGUAUCAAUAAAAUAGCUGUUGUUUUAUAUUACUUUGAAAAUACGUUGGGGCCACUUGACCUAUAGCAUAACAUACGUGCAAUAUUUCAUUUUUCCUCUUUUCCUUUAAUUGAAGUGUAAUUCAUAGCAAUUUCCUUGUAAUGAAACUCUUAAAUUAAAUUACAUAGAGCUGGGACAAGCAUCAAAAGGCCACAGAACCAACCUCUUUCUUAGAGAAAACAAUGAAGUGUGAAGUACAGAAUCUGGGUAAAAGAAUUUACAUGAUUUUUUGAUAUCUUUUUUUGGGUUCAAAAGUGCAAGAAAGUGAAGAUCACAAGGGAAUUAAUUGAAUCUGAUGGUUGGCUCAGUGAAUAACAUGGUUUUUUUUAUCAAGAGAACAACUUGAGACAACCACGUGUUUAAGAAGUACUUGAAACUACAAUGCUAUGAGGGCACUGCUCUGCCUGUUGUUAGAUAUACUUCUUUCCAGAGGCCAAGAAAAUCAGAUGCCACCACGAAAUCAUAUCUUUAUGAACAGACCACAAAGAAUCUAUCUUUUACUGCAUUGUAAAGGAAGUCCUGCAAUCUUUACACCGUAAUUCAAGUGUUACCAAGGUAACACAAUUUGGCGGACUGGGCAAGAGUAGCGCUAUUUUGGUACGGGCAUGGUAAGGCUGUUAUAAUGAGAGCUAGGAGAGCUAGUUCUCUCUCUCUCUCUCCCCCCCCCCCCCCGCACUGCCUCCAAAAGAAAAACCAAACAGAAAAAUGCUGUGGGAGCUUCUGAUAUCAUCUUUCUUAUGGGACCUAGAAGACUCAAUAUGUGAAUAAGAAAAUUGUGGGGUAGGAGAUCUAGUAACAAUUUCAUAUCUGGCCACCAAUGUGCUCCUUUGGUUUCUGAUAGUACAUGGGUAGAGGAGUCUAAAAAGCCUCGGAAACAAAUUUUCAUGGCCCUCUAGCAGCUGUGAUGGCUCAUUUACCAGUAAUGUAUUUAGCAUUAACUGUGGAAGUGUAUAAUCAAUUCUGACCAAACUAAGCUUCCUGAUUUAUAUUUUGCUCUAGGCAGCUUCAUUUGGCCAGAAUCUAGUAUAUACUUCCAGAGUUAAUGCUAAAUACAUUACUUCUGGUAAAUGAGCCACCAUAGCCUCUAGAGGGCCAUGAACAGUGUUACAAACUCAGAUAUAUAAUUCAAUCGUCAAAUGGCACCUUAAACCUAGGAUGCGGCUGCCACAAAGGAAUGUCUAGGCACUGUUCCAUCCCCUCCAUGGGAUUUUUAUUUUUCAUUCUAUUUCUAUACCGCUUUAUAUUUCAAAGAACAAAUCUAGAAGCAUUUUACAACACAUUAAAAUGUCAACUAAAACAAUCCAGAAUGAAACUAAUUCAAGUUUCAAGGAAAGUAUUUCAUAUCCUUCUCUAAGUCACCUUUUGCUUUCCUCAGUCGCCAUCUUGGCAUCCAGAGAUCUCUGCAUGGUCACAAUUGGACCCGCACCAGUUGCAAAAUGUGCCUGGCACCUGGCUAGUUUUGAACACUAGCCAUGAAAAUUCAUGUCCUGGACUUUUUAGACUCUCCUACUCAUGUACUAUCUGAAACCAAAGGAGUGCAUUGGUUGCCUGAUGUGAAAUAUAUUGGCAUUAUUUUCAGCUUCCCUACCCUACUAAUAGAAGAUAAUUCUAAAGCAGGGGUGAGAAACAUGUGACCUUCCAGAUGUUGUACAGCUUGCAUCAUCCCUGUCCAUAGGACAUGAUUCAUGUUGCUGGUCUCACACGGGUGGCAGAAUCGUGCUGCCAACACCCACACAAGGCUGCAGCAGCAAAGGGAUUCAUGCCUUAGACACAUGCUUUAGGAGAAAUCCUCCUCCUCCUCCUCUAAUAUGGACUUUGUGUGUGUGUGUGUGUGGUGUUUUUUCAAUAAACCAGUACUGUAUUGCAUUUUCUGAUUAGCAUUGUUGAUGUUAUUGACAAUGAUAAUGUCAGUAACUGGCAUCUUGGAAUCCAGAUCUGAUGGUCAGAAAGAAAAAUAAUCUAUUUUAUUGUUGGUUGAGGAGACAAAGGUAGAGCUUAGACCCAUAGAAGAAGUCUGUUCAAGUGUGGGAACUGUCCACUGCUGAGCACUGUGUGCCCUAUUGGUAUAUGAAAUUUGAGUAGCGGUUUGUGGGUCUGUCUGUGCUUGUUUAACAUUUGUUCCCUUGGCUGACCAAGUGUGAAGGUUGCAGGCAUCACAUGCUGCCUCAGCAGACUAAUAGUGGCUAUGGUACACAUAAUAAUAUAGCCACCUGGAACUGCUGAUGAAGUCUUGGAAAAACAAAAUUAAAUUAGUAGGUGAGAUGUUGGCAGUUCAGGACCUCCUAAGAUAGUACUUUCAGAUGUGCUGUCUGUUUAUAUGCAGGGCUAGCUACUCAGGCAGAACUGUAGAGACUCAGUGCAAUGAUCCCUUGGGUCAUCUAGUCCAACCCCCUGCAAUGUAGGAAUCACAGCUAAGUCAGUUUAGUCAUGGGAGUUCCAUAGCUGCAAAUUAUUUCUUUAUUUAUUGUAAUAUAGGAAGUGAAGCAAGUACUCAUUUGUAUGUAUGGAUUUACUUCUUCCAUUGACAAUAAAAACAAAAACAGAUAUUGCUAGAAUCACUGCAGUAUUGAGCAUGGAAAUAACCAAGCAAAUGGUGCUACCUUGUUUCAGACUCCAAAUUCUGUUCUUAGGUGAAGUGCCACAUUUUAUCUAGAAGUAAGGCAGAAAACAGAUCAGCCAACCCUGCCCUAAAGCAUCAGAUUCCCGCCUUGAGAUUGUCCCUUGCUGUGCUCCUAUGCUCUUGCAGCCUCUUUGGCACCAAGUACUUUUCUUCAGUUGUGAUUGGUGUGGCAGCUGUGUCUCCUCCACACUCUGAUAAUAUCUUACUUAGACUACUGUAACACACUGUGUGCAGGAGCUGUAAAUACAGGAAGUAGCCUUAUACUGAGUCAGACCUAUUGUUGUUGAGAGACAGUGAAGUCCUCACAACAAACCUGUGAGGUAGAUUGCACUGCAAGAGAGUGGCUGGCCCAAAGUAAACUACUGCACUGAAUUCCCUGGCUAUGUGGGAAUUUAAACCCUUUGGCGCACCAACCAGUACACCACACUGGCUAUCAAAUUAAGUUUGCUUUGCUGUAAUUAUUCAUAGUCAUUUAUGUUUAACGUCUUUGUAGGGAUAGCCUCCAUACAUGCCUCUAAAUAAUGCAAGGAGGGGUUAAGAAUCCUGAAAAGUCACAAAACGUGACCCAAGCGUAACUCUUCUGACCUAUGAGAAGUGGAUUCUUGGCAUCCAUCUGUCUCAAGAGACAACGGAGUGCGCCUCCAGGAGUGAAAUCAAACCACUGUGUUGGCAGCACCGGUAACCUCCCUGGAGCGUGCCAUCCUAGGCAGUGUGCAUGGAGUUCCUGGGCUGCCUCAAUAACAAAACCUCCCUCUUGGCCUCACUGAAGCUGUCCAAAGGAAAGCAGAACAACACGUUUGGCAUCAGCUUGGCUGCAGGAGUUGCCAGAAGGAGACAUACAAGACAUCCAUGCAGCCAUCUUAGGGACCCCACUCUGGAUUUGUAUAGGGUUUACUCCUUAGCCUUGUCUUCUCCUCAGAGAUAUCCUGCAAGGCAACAAAGGUUUAGGAUAAGCGUUUUCCUUCUACAUGGGCUACCUUCCCCAGUUAAUGAAGCCUACCUGCCCCUUACCUCCCUCUACAGCACAUGCAGAAACCACCUUCUUGACCGUUGGACCCACUAUCCACCAGAGCCUGCCUUCACAGGCAGAGGAAGUCCCUAACUCACAGAGGGUUUGAGACCAUUGGCUACCCUCACCCUGCAAUCCAUGGGAUACAAUUAUCCCUUGGUAUAAAUCUUGGAAAAUUGGUUGCACUGGUAUUGCUUUCUAUGUCAAAUAGGUCAUUGAAUGCAAUAAAUUAGGAACAUUAAGAGAAACUAAUCGAAUCACACAAUCACUGCUGGUAGAAACAAGAGGUUAAAAAAGCAAAGUAGUACUGGGGACACCUUAGCAUUUCUUUGAUUGAAUCUUGAGAUAGAGAUAGGAUGGGGAGUGUGGAGGGUAGCCAAAAAGAGAUGUUGGGUGUGAUCACUUAUCCUUGCAUUGGGCUUGUUUGCAUGUCACAUGCAGCCACAAACUAUAGUUAGAUAAAUUACAUGAACUGUGUGCUAAUUCACACAGCUGGAACACUCCCACUUUGUUCCCUCCUUUAGUCAGAUGUGGGGAAUGAAACCAUAAGGUGAUUGGAUCAUAGUUAGUUUGUUGCUAAAUAAACUGCAAAUGCUGGUUUGGAUACAGUGCCAGGCCAACCACUCCCAUGGUAUGUUUCGCUACUCACGAGAGGAAGGAGUGAAAUAGGAAGUGCUGAGCUACAUGCAUCACCUAAUUCGACUAACUGUGGUUCAUAGUCAGCAUUGAGUCAAAACAUAACUACUGUCUGGUAAAUGUAUAUUCAGAUACUGGCAGCAUUAGCAUAUAAAACUAACCACAGUUUAGCACUACAUGGCGACACCUCAGCAAGCCAACAUUGCUGUGGGAGAAAUACUGAUAAAGAAAUCACAGAUAAGCUGCAUAAAUUAUUUGCAUUCUGAACCACUUUUUGAUGCAUCUGCAGAGUCAAGUCAAAUAGAUACGAGAGUAUAACAUCCUAGAAUUAACUCAUACCAGUCAGUUACCUAAAUAUUUUUGACUCAGAUGUGAAUUUGCUGCCUUUAAUAAUGUUUGCUGCCAUUAAAAUUGUCAUCUUUCUUGGAAGAUUAGAAGGUAGGCAAUGUAACAUCAUUAAAAUAAAAUAAAAAUAAUAUGAGGGAUGGAGAGCCAAAAAAUCACAGGCCUUUCCUCCUAGUUUAUGUCUCAAUUGGUAGAAGGUAUUAUUAAAGUUAAAAUUAUAGAAGAAUAAGCAAGCAGCAUGACAUCUAUAAAGGCAAGUCCUGAUUUGUUGACAUUUUUAAUGUCAAGGCGCAUAUACAUAUAUAGGGAUGGGCCAGUAGGCACUGUAUACUUCUUUUAACCAUGGUUUGUUUAACAAGCAAGGAUUCAACUCUCAUAUAUUUGUAUAGCAUGUAAUCUGUUUUGCCUUAUGUUGAUUUGUUGUGCCUCUGAACACCCAGCUAGUAUACAUACCAAAGUCUUUUUCAUUGCCCAAAGACCAGCAAGACACCCCUGAAAUGUCAAUUCUUCUACAUUUGUCUGGCUUCAAAACAUUCUUCUCUUCCCAAGACAUACGAGCAAAAAACAGUCCUAAAGCAUCCCUUUCUUCCUCCAUUUCUAGGCACAUUCCAUGAGAAGUGUUGUUAGCCUUUUUUUGUGAACUCGUAACCCUAUCAAAAAAAAUCAUUUCUUCUGCAGUCACGAGAGAGAGACUUUCUAUUAAUACAAAAACUUUACUUCUUUUUUUUUUAAAAAAUAAUAUUUAUUGAGAAUUUUAAAAUUACCAAAAAAAACAAAGAAAAAAAGAAGGAAAAAACAAGGAAAAAACAAAUAGCAAUUAAACAAUACAAAUCGAUAAAAGUCAAAAUCAAAAAACAAAACACAUAGCACAUCAAAAUCAAAAAGCAAAAAUAAACCACAAAAAUUUAAAAACAGAUCCAAUAUUCCCAAAUCCUUAACUGUCAUUACCUUAUUUCAUCGACCUCCUCACACCUCCCUUUUUUGUAUUCUAGUUGUUGAUUAUCACAGCAAAUCCUUUCCAUUUUUCAUAAUAUUCUGUCAUUAAAUUACCUUAAUCUAUUUUAACCUUAUCUUACCAUAAAAACCCUAAAACUUAAAACUUAAAUCUUAUUUAUACCAAUUUCUCAUAACCAUAGCAUAUUCUUACAUAGUUCUUUUUAACAUUUCUGCUAAAGCCAAAUAAUUUCGUUCCAACAUUUUUCUAAUACUCAUUAAUUUUACAAAACAUUCCUAAGUAGAAUUUUUAAAACUUUCUUCCAAUCUUCAUCCAACGUCUCUUCCUCCUGGUCUCGGGUUUUGUCAGUCCUCUCUAUCCCAUCCAUCUAGUUCAUUAACCUGGUAAUCUUAUGUCCGAGGCCCUUAAGUCUCUUCCAUGUCCCUUCUGCAGAUCUUCUUCAUAUUUAUACCUGUACUUUACUUUGUCUUCUGCUCCUUUCACUCGUGGAGACUCCAGCUUGACAAUAUUUUUGUCCCUUCUCGACAGAUCAGCCCCUUUUCCAUAGUCCACACUGAACUCCAUGUGGUAUUUAAAAGCAUGUUUCAAGGUCCCUCCAAAGUUGAGGACCCCACAACUCCAAACUCCUCCCGCCCCAAAGCCAGACUUGAAAAUUCAAAACAUCCCUGCAUAGGAGGUCUAUCCAGCCCCCCAUCUCCAAGCCAAACAAGACUCUAUCUCUCCAAAUCUGGCUUUUCCAGGUUCAUUCGUCAGAUCCAACAACUCAUGUUCCUGCUGGGCCACAGUUCCCUCCAUCUCUGCCUCCCGAGGUCCAGCAACAACCUCCUCCCUCAUCUGAUCUGUCAGAGCACACUCCUGGAUUAAUUCCUGAGUGGGUUCUAUAUAGAUACCCACUACCUGUCCAAAAUUUCUGAUCGCAACAGUCAUCAAAUCCGUCUUCUCAUGUAACUGUUCCAAUAAAGCACUUGUUUUGCAGAAAGCACUCACCAGAGCCUCCGAGUACAUUGUUGUGCAAGGUCAAAGUCUGAUCCCACGAUCUUAAUCUAUUGCAGCUGCAAAGCUCCCCAGUUCAGAUUUAAUAACAGUUUCACAAGCUCCCUCUAGGGGAAGAACUUCUAUUUGUAUCCAUCUCUCUCUUUUUUUUAAAAAGCAGAUCUAACAACAAAGUUUCCUUUUUCAGAUAUUUUGUCAGUAUUUUGUUCCUUUUAGAUGCGAAGGAGAACAAUGGAAUCACUUUGUUUCUCUUCUUUUAACUGUCUGUCAAAAACGUUUGUCUAUAGUCAAUGAACUUCACGAAAACGUCUGUCCUGACACCCCGCUCCCAGGUUCAAGACGGUGGAAAAUUACUUUUCUUUACACUCUCUUCUGCAGGUUUAAACAGUCCAGAAAAAAUCCCCCCUCUUCUCCUGCUUCCAAAGGGGGGGUUCAGUAAUUUUAGAUGAUGAAAGUUGAUCCUUUACAGACGAUUUUCUAAACUCUAGUUUGCCAUGUCUUUGCUUUAAUCUAUCUACAAGAAACGGAAGGCUGACUUCCUGUUUAGACCUUCCCGCUUCAGUGCCAAAUUAAAAGAAAUUUCUUAAUCCAAUUUUCCGUUCUACUCACGGGUCGUUGUUUAGAGUCCAAUUGUCCAAAUUUAACCUACUCACGGGUAGUUGUUUUUGUAGCCAGAUUGUCACAGGAAAAAGGUAGCGCUCUCCGGUAACAGCUGUGCGGCUUCGCUCCACGGAAGAAGCAGUUGACUCUCAGCACCGCGCCGCUUGCCCCACUUCACUCCGGAGCCCGUAAUUGGGUUCCUUUACGAAUUGGGGGCGCGCGAAAGGUGCCCGCUGAGUCUCACGGUCACAGGCUUCACCCGCCUGUGAUUUUUUAAAGGGUCCCCACUUCGCCGUAGCGGAACAGACCCGUUUUCCGUAGAGCCAGUCCCUCCGGAUCAGAGGGCGAUGGCGCCACCCCGGAAGUCCACAAAAACUUUACUUCUGAGCAAGAAGAAGCAACGGUGUUAGCAGUAACUUUGAUUUUUAGAUAUAAAAAGGGUGGGUGGAUUGUUGCAGAAACAGUAUAGUAGGAAUUAAAUGUGUGAUGGUGGUCAGGAGAGGCUUUCAGGCCAAACUGCAUUUAUGUUGGUUGGACUUUGAUGUAAUGUGCUAAGAGCAAAGGUUUGUGUCUAACAUAUAGUUCUCAUUGUGUCUAACAUAUAGCUCUCAUAAUAGAUCCCUGUGCAAAUUUAAAUUUUGGGGUGCAGAGCUUACCAGCAAGGAAGUGGUUGGGGAAAGUAGUCUAUUGCUAAACAGAAUGAGGAAGGAGGAAAAGGUCUGUGAAAGUGCCAGUGAGUGUCCUUCAGCCAUGUAAGCAUUUUUGUUUUUUAGCUGCUUUUCCCUCUCAUUACUGUAGUAAGACAAGGUAUAGUGAUACAGAAAUAGAAUUAAAGUAGAAUACUGAGCUUGGACAUAAUGUCAAAUCACAUUUAAUGCAAGCCAAGAUUCACAAAACAACUUCAGGCAUGCUUUGAAAUCCUGGUUUGUUGGCCCCAAAGUUAGUGAGCCAAGUUAGGUUUGGAUGUAUAAUGAAGCCAAAGGAUUUGGAUUUAUAAUCAGAGUAUAUGGGUAAAAAUUGUAGGAAAGGUAAACAACAGUGGUCUUACUGUGUCUUCUAUAGACCUCCAAGCCAGACUGAGGACUUGGAUGAUGCCUUCAUAGAGCAGAUCACCAAACAUUCAAAAAGAGAGAUAAUAGUAAUCACGGAAUACUUCAACUACCCCAAUAUCUUUUGGAACUCAUACUCUGCUAAGAAUGUAAGGUUCAACAAAUUCCUCAAUUGCUUCACUUUCCCACAUUUCCAGAAGGCCGAGGAAGCAACAAGGGGGUCAUCUCAACUUGGUCCUCAUCAACAUUGAGGAACUGAUUGACAAAGUGAAAGUACAGGAAACCUUGGUAGGAAGUGAUAAUGUCCUCUUUGGUUUCAUUAUGCACAAGCAAGGGGAGGCUGAGUGUAGUUGGACAUGCAAUCUGGACUUUAAGAAGGCUGAUUUCAAAAAGCUUAAGGAACUACUGGGUGAAUUUCCAUUGUAAGAAAUACUCAGAGAAGGGUUUACUAGCAUACUAAAGGAACUUGCAAGUGUAAUCUCAGAGCCUCUGUCUAAAAUAUCUGAUAAUUCUUGGAGAACAGGUGAGGUCCCUGCAGAUUGCAGGUGUGCACAUGUUGUCCCCAUCUUCAAAACAGGGGAGGCAGAACAUCCAGAUAACUACCAACAAGUGAGCUUGACAGUGAUGCUAGGAAAGUUCCUAGAACAGCUAAGUUAAACAGUCGGUCUGUGAGCACUUAGGAUAGGACACUGUGAUUAGCAGGGGCUUCUCAAAAACAAGUCAUGCCAGAUGUGGAUCAGGGGAAUAUUGUGGAUGUAAUGUAUCUUGAUUUUAGUAAGACUUUCAAGAAAAUUCCCCAAUGGUAUUAUUGUGGAUAAGGUUGUAGAAUGUGGACUGGAUGAGAUAACUGUUAGGUGGAUUUGUAGCUGGUUGACUGACCAAACCCAAAGAAUGCUCACUGUAUAGAUGCCUUUUUUAAAAUGUUAGCACAGUCUUGCAUGAAACUGCACAUGAACAGCAAUAUUAGCCAUGAUAACUAAAUAAAGCACCUAUGUUUUGGGCACCAUCUAAAUAGCAAAUGUAGGGACUCACAGCAAGGAGAAUCCUGCUUAGCAGGCUUUAUGGUAGCAUCUGACUAGCAACUGUUGGAAAUAAGAUGCAAGACUAGAUGGAAACCUUGGCUUGGCAGGGCCUUUAUGCUAUUGACAAACUUUAAGUUGUUUUUAUUUUAAAUGUUUAGGGGGUGGGUAACUGGAGGACCACAUCACAGCUAUCUCCAGAUGGACAGCAUUACUUGAUCAGAAUGAAGUUUUAAUUUGUAUUUCUCUUGCUUUACAGCUUUCAUCCAGUCAGAUAGCAUAAUAGAAGUUCUACGCUUUGAUGAAGGAGGCUUAUUACAGGUAAAUAUUUUUUAUUAAAAUAAAUGGGUCUGUCCUGUAUUGCUGUUGUGUGUAGUAAAAUUUCUUUAGUCUGCUGUGUUCUCUUGAAGCCUCUUAAUGAAGAAAUAAAAUUGAUGGCCGGAACUUCAAGUCUAACUUGACUCACUCAUCUUUUCCAUCUGGCCCCUUGCAUAUUUCCAGUGUUCAAUUAUUUUGGGCUGAAUCCAAUUGUGUAAUGUUGCUAAACAAGAUUAUUUACUUGAAAGCUGAGACUGCAAUCUUAUGCACAUUCAAUCCUAUGAGUUUGGUGGAGGAUAGAUAGAUAGAUAGAUAUACAUAGACAUACAUACAAACAUGAGUUCAGUAUCUUUUAUAUGAACUUGAGUGGAUGAUCCUGGUGAAAUAGUAUAGCAUAUAGCAUCAUCUUUAUGAUUCCAGUACCUUCAAAUUCUCAUUAGCACCUCAUUAGAGUUGCCCUACAGAUAGCAGCAUAAACUGGUGUUUAUAUAUUUCUUAUUUAUUUGUUGAACUUAUAUACCGUCCUAUACCCAGAGGUCUCAGGGUGAUUUUAUAUAGGUUGGGAGGGGCUUUGUGUAUAUGAUUGUGAGAAGAACAAAAGCAUUGGUGUGACCCAUAGCACAGCUUACAGUUUGCGCACUGUUCACAGAAAUGGUUCCCUGUUCUGCGAUUAAAUUUAAACCCUUCUAUACCUUAAUGCAGAGGUUUUCAACCUUUUUGAGCCCACAGCUUCCUUGACCAGCUACACUCUUUCUCCGGCUCCCCUGUGGGGAAAUGGGCUUCAAGCCUCAGAAGCUCAGUUAUGCCACCCCUUGCCUGCAGAGCCGCCAACCCAUCACCCCUUUUCAACCACCCCCCUUGUGGAGUGUUCCCUCAAUCCAUUCACCUCCCCUCACCUUGGGAGCCCUCUGAGCAGCCACUGCCACCGUCCCUGGUCUCUGAGCUGUCCCCCCCUGCCCCAAAGAGAGGUGCUUCCUCACACCGCCCUGCAGGGGCCUGGGAAGAGGAUGCCCCCCCAUAGACAUACCAAGACUACCUUUUGAAUUAAGAGACCACCUGGAGAAGGUGAUACCACCGACAGAACAGGAACAAGCACUUGGAGCAGUUGGAGGAGAAGUAAAGUAACUACAUCAUGGCUCUGCAACUAUUAAGCUGGAAUUGUAAUGGUCUGAACUCCCCUCAGAAAAGGAAAUCUGUGUUUCAUUUAUUAAAAAAGGAACAAUUGGACUUGAUUUGUUUACAGGAAACACAUGUAACAAGGCUACACAGGAAAGUAUUGAUCAAUAAAAGACUGGGCCAGGAAUUUAUUUCUUCGGAUAAAGUUAAAAAAAGAGGAGUAGUGAUUUAUGCAAAGGAGAGACUAUUACCGAAAUUUAUCUUCAAAGAUGACCAAGGAAGAUUUGUGGCAAUUGAAAUUCAAAUACAAGGAGAAAAAUUCUUAAUAGUAGGAGUUUAUGCACCAAACGAGGGGAAAUCUGAAUUCUUUAAAAAGUUGCAUGAGACCUUGAUGGACUAUUUGGAUUAUAAUGUGAUUUUGAUGGGAGAUAUGAACGGAGUGGUAUCUACACAUAUGGACAAGGCACAAAGACGGGUAGUCACUAAAGAUGGUAGACUACCGAAAACCUUCUUUGAGAUGACAGACAACUUGGACUUAGUUGAUAUUUGGAGAACAAAGAAUUCCUUGGCCAGAGAGGGAACCUUCUUCUCUGAAGCCAAACUGACAUGGACAAGAAUUGACCAAAUAUGGGUAACUAGAGGAAUGGCACCAAAGAUAAGAAAAGCGGAAAUCUGCCUAAAAACCUGCUCCGACCAUAAUGCUGUUAAGAUGGAAAUGAAACUAACACCAACCGGUUCCUUCAGAUGGAGGAUGAAUGAUACCUUAUUUAGAGAUGAAGAAGUGAUUAAGAAGGCCCAAAAAACCUUGAGAGACUAUUUUGAGAUAAAUAUGAACACCAAUGUUGAAAAACGGGUAAUCUGGGACGCAAGCAAAGCUGUUAUGAGAGGGUUCUUGAUACAACAGAAUGCAUUAAAGAAGAGAAUCCAAAAUGAGAAGAAGGAUAAAAUAUUGGAGAAAAUAAAGGAAAGUGAAAAGAAAUUGAGAGCAAAACCAAAGUCGCAAGAGAUUUUGAGAGAAAUAAAGUUACAUCAAGUACAAUACAUGAAAAUGAUGAAUCAGGAGAUAGAAUGGAAAAUUAAACAAAUGAGACAAAAGACAUUUGAGUCAGCUAAUAAAUGUGGGAAAUUGUUGGCUUGGCAAAUGAAAAAAAGACAAAAAUUAAAUACUGUUACAAAUUUAGAAGUGGAAGGAAGGAACAUACAGAACCCAGCUGAGAUUAGAAAUUGUUUCCAGAGGUACUUUAAACAACUAUAUACACAAGGGCCACAGAAAGAAAUUGACGUAGACGGAUUUUUGAAAACAAAUGGAUUACAAAAAAUCUCUCAAGAAAAUAAAUUAAUGUUGAACUAUAAAAUAACUGAACAGGAGGUAGAAGGUGCCAUUCAGAAUAUGCAACUAGGUAAAUCUCCAGGACCGGAUGGACUGACUUCUAGAUACUACAGAUCUUUAAAAGAAUGGUUAGUACAACCUUUAAAAGAAGUCUGUAACGAAAUAAUGGGUGGGAAAAGGGCACCAGAGUCGUGGAAAGAAGCGUAUAUUACACUUGUACCGAAAACAGAGACUGAAAAGACGCAGCUUAAGAACUACCGCCCCAUAUCACUGCUCAAUGUGGAUUAUAAAAUCUUUGCAGACAUUUUGGCUAAAAGACUAAAAAGAGUGCUAGUGGAAGAGAUACAUAAAGAUCAAGCAGGCUUUCUCCCGGGUAGACAUUUAUCUGAUAAUGUGAGAAACAUAAUCAAUAUUUUAGAAAAAUUACAAGUGAAUAUAAAUACUAAGGCAGUUUUGAUAUUUGUGGACGCGGAGAAAGCUUUUGACAACAUUUCUUGGAGUUUCAUGAAGAAGAACCUACAGGGGAUGGGGGUAGGCCAAGGCUUUGAAAACGGUAUAAGUGCAAUAUAUUCAGAACAAAAGGCUAAAUUAAUUGUAAAUAAUGUGGUGACGGAGGAAUUCAAGAUAGAAAAAGGGACACGACAAGGUUGCCCAAUCUCCCCAUUGCUUUUUAUAUCGGUCCUGGAGGUCCUGCUGAAUAUGAUUAGAAGGGACCAACUGGUUAAAGGUGUACAAGUCGGAGCUAAACAGUACAAAUUGAGAGCAUUUGCAGAUGACUUAGUAUUGACACUACAGGAGCCAGAAUCUAGUACUAAAAGGGUUUUGGAACUGAUUCAAGAAUUUGGUCAGGUUGCAGGAUUCAAGCUGAAUAAGUUAAAAACAAAGGUCUUAGAGAAAAAUUUAACAGCGAUUGAGAGAGAGAGGUUUCAGAAUGAGACAGGUUUAACAGUGGUUAAGAAAGUGAAAUACCUGGGGAUUAACAUGACAGCUAAAAAUGGGAAUCUAUUUAAAGACAAUUAUGAAAAAUGUUGGGCUGAAGUGAAGAAAGAUUUAGAAAUUUGGUCAAAUUUGAAGCUUUCACUGCUAGGCCGUAUUGCUGCGAUAAAAAUGAAUGUAUUGCCUAGAAUGUUGUUUUUGUUUCAAACAUUGCAAAUUUUGGACAAAAUGGAUUGCUUCAAGAAGUGGCAGAGAGAUAUCUCUAGAUUUGUCUGGCAGGGCAAGAAGCCCAGAAUAAAAUUUAAAAUCCUAACGGAUGCAAAGGAAAGAGGUGGAUUUGCCCUGCCAGACCUUAAACUUUAUUAUGAAUCAGCAGCUUUUUGCUGGCUGAAAGAAUGGCUGCUUCUUGAAAACACAGACAUUUUGGACUUAGAAGGUUUUAAUAAUGUAUUUGGAUGGCAUGCAUAUUUGUGGUAUGAUAAGGUCAAAGCACAUAAAGCAUUUAAAAAUCAUAUUGUCAGGAAAGCAUUGUUUAAUGUCUGGAUAAGAUAUAAGGAUCUAUUGGAAAAUAAAACCCCAAGGUGGCUGUCACCGAUGGAAGCGAAAGCUCAGAAAAAGCUCAAUAUGGAGGCCAAAUGGCCGAAAUAUUGGGAAAUUCUGGAACAAGAGGGAGAUAGAUUGAAACUGCAGAGCUUUGAGAAACUAAAAAACAAAGUGCGAGAUUGGCUUCAUUAUUAUCAGAUAAUGGAGGCAUAUAAUUUGGACAAGAAAAUUGGCUUCCAGGUGGAAAAAUCAAAGUUAGAAACAGAACUGUUAGAACCCAAAACUAAGAUUUUGUCAAAGAUGUAUAACUUGCUGUUGAAAUGGAAUACUCAGGAUGAAACGGUGAAAUCUGCUAUGAUUAAAUGGGCACAAGAUGUUGGACAUAACAUAAUGAUGGCUGACUAGGAACAGUUAUGGACCACAGGUAUGAAGUUUACGGCAUGUAAUGCUCUAAGAGAGAAUAUUAUGAAAAUGAUAUACAGGUGGUACAUGACCCCAGUCAAGCUUGCAAAAAUCUAUCAUUUGCCCAAUAAUAAAUGUUGGAAAUGUAAAGAAACUGAAGGUACAUUCUUUCACCUUUGGUGGACGUGCCCAAGGAUUAAGGCUUUCUGGGAGAUGAUUUAUAAUGAAAUGAAAAAGGUAUUCAAAUAUACCUUCUUGAAGAAACCAGAGGCCUUUCUCCUGGGCAUAGUCGGCCAAUUGGUGCCAAAGAAGGACAGAACUUUCUUUAUGUAUGCCACAACAGCAGCAAGAAUACUUAUUGCAAAAUAUUGGAAGACACAAGAUUUACCCACCCUGGAAGAAUGGCAGAUGAAGGUGAUGGACUAUAUGGAAUUGGCGGAAAUGACUGGCAGAAUCCGAGACCAGGGAGAAGAGUCGGUGGAAGAAGAUUGGAAGAAAUUUAAAGACUAUUUACAGAAAUACUGCAAAAUUAAUGAAUGCUAGAAUGAUGUCAGAAUGAAGUUAAGUGGUUUUAGCAGCAAUGUUAUAAAGGUGUAUGUAAAAAUGGAUUGUUAAUAGGUGAGAAUCUAAAGCUAUAAUUUAUUAAGUUAAAAGAUUAAGACAAAAACAAAGAGGGAAAGGAAUUGCUGAAUUAACCAAUUGAACUGGAAUACAAAAAAGGGAGGUGAGAGGAGGUCAGGGAAGCAAGGAAAUGAAAUGUAAGGUUUGGAAAGAUUGAUUUGUUUUUAAGUGUUUUUUAUCUUUUUUCUGUAUUUUGUAUUUUUUCUCUUUUUUAUUUUUUCUUUUGUUUCUUUUCUUUUUAUCUAUGUAAUCUAUUGUUUUUGAAACCUUAAUAAAUAUCAUUUAAAAAAAAAAAAGGAAGAGGAUGCCCCCCCCAGCCUUAGUAGACUGACCAAAGGUGAAUAUGAGGCCAACACAUUACUCACCUUAGGAGGCAGCACUGGCAGCCGCUGGGCCUGCACGGUGGAAAGGCUCCUCUUCGGUGUUGGGCACUCAGCUCCCAGGCAGGCAUUGCACACAGCAAGCACAAAAAAGGCCAGCAUGGUACCUGCCUGCCUGGCCUCCCAUUUUGUCUGUCCAUUCCCAACAGCAAAGGCUGGUGGACUGUCUGUCUGGCUUGGCUCCCUCAUCCACUUGCUUGCCUACUCCAAGGCCGCCUCAGCUCCUGGCAACCAGCAGCCCCUGGCCAGCGCCAGAGGUACCAUUCGCCUGGGGAGCUUGUAGCCAGGACUGCUGCAACAAACAGCCACACAAGCCUUUGGGAGGCAGAGAUGCGAGAGGACAUCAGAGAAGGGAAGGAAGGAAAGAGGGACAGAGGCUAGUGUUGCCUGCGGCACCCCUGACCAUCCUUCAAGGCAUGGUUGCUAGUUGGCUGCAGCAGUUUCAGGCAGAAAACGGAGGGAAAUCACACAAAUAACGGAGUAGAAAUGCUCCCAUACAAAAUAAUGGAAGUCUGUCACCUAAGAAAUGAUUUCCUGGAAGUGCAUUGUGUUUGGAAACUGGGACCUGUGUGUACAUAUCUAUGCAGGGCAGCUGAGACACAGUGAGGGAUAAAAGAUUAAAUUAACCAAACACGCAUUAGCUUGUCUCUUAAAAGUUAUGCUACUAUACUUAGGAAAUAAUUCUCAAGUAGGUGUUUCAGCUUGUUAUUUGAAGUGGAAAAUUUGAAUGGGCCAAUGGCCUGACAUUAGUGGUAACGCACUUGGGAGUAAGUUGUAUUGAACUUCUUUACUUCUAUAGUACAUCUGAGCAGUGCUUUUUUUUUCUUUCUAAAAAAAUGUUUAGGGGUACUCUCAUUUUGACUCAAGAAAAUCACCAUUUUAUAGUUCAAGUUGGGGAAAAUAAAUACAGUAAAAAGUACAAAGAUCACAAAAUGUUUAGGGGUAUGCGUAUUCCUGCAUCCCCCCCAGAAAAAAGCAUUGCAUUUGAGUAAAGAUGCAUAGAACUGUUCUGUAAAUUAUCAUAUGAUAAACUGGGCCGUAGUGCUUCUUUAUAAGACUCCUUGACAAGAGCUAAGAGGUUUUGAAUAAUUCGAAGCUGAUAUUUUGGGCUUCAAUCCUACCUCCAGUUACUUGAGAGUAAGUCCCAUUGAAUUCAAUAGGACAUUUCUGAAGAGAAACACAGUUAGGAUUGCACUCUUAAAGAGUUGGAUUUGAGAUUUACGCAAGCUACCGUGUAUUCUGAUUGCUUAUCAAUAAAUUUUCAAGGAACAUACUUUGUUGCUGAAAUUUGCUAUUCUUUUCUUUUCAGACUGAGACAACGAUUGGCCUCAGUUCAUAUCAGCAGAAAAGGUAAGAUUUUCUACAGUCCAUUGUUUCCUUUAAUUCCAAACAAUGCUUAAAAUUAUCUCAUAAUUUGAAAAUGUUUGACUGUUUCGGUGAACCAAACUAUUAACAUUGUUUGCUUAAUCCAAGGAAAUUAUUUUAUUUCUUUAGAGGAUUGCUAUUCCACCUUUUAAUUCAGUGCUCGGAGGAUAAUCACAAUUGUCAGUAUAUGUAUACAUUGAUACGUGAUCGUUUGUAUGAAAUGGCAUUUACAGAGUAGCUAUUGAUGAUACUUUUCUCAUCUCCUGAACAUGGUGCCUUGUUGGUAGAGGCAAGGUUGUCAAGUCUUAUAUUAAAGACAUUUAACUACCUCCUCAUGUGAUCAUAUGAACUGGCAUUGGUAAUCUUGAAAGCCAUGAAGGUAUCCUGACAAUCAUGGGAAUAUCAAAUAAUUACAUAGGUUUCUAUCAUUUAAAAUCUCUCCAGCCCAGUUAGCCACAAUUUCUGGAUAACCAUAUUGUGUGGGGGGGCGGGGGUUUAUCAUGUAUUUCUCCCUUCUACAAGUCCAGAAUCAUGCUGAAAACUUUGGAAAGGGGGGAUGUUUGCAAUUGGGCUAGAGUUGGACUCUUGUAAGAGAUAUAAGCAGUAUGUUAACUGCUUCUGUCUUCUGCAAAAGUCCUGUAGGGAAGAGAGAUAAAUCACUUCUCCUUUCCUCCAUGGAAAAUGAAGAAAACAGAGGUGGCAUCUCUCCCAUGAGCAAGACAGAAAGUACAAGGAUAUUCAUCUGAUGGUGGAGUGUUAUUUGGAACUGUGUUUCUCCUUGUAGAUGCCAUUUUAUUUGACAGGAUGUCUGUAAAAUGUGGGUGUAAUGGACAGCUCAGGUAGACCAGAGUCUGUUGGUGCAGUGUGGUGAAAUUCUGCCAGAGUGGUGUAGCUGGAGUGCUGGGCUGGAGAUCACUCUUUAAACCUCUUUUGUUGGUAUUUGGCUUUCCAUUCUUAAGUUGGGAAUAGAGUAGUUGCUUUGGAAGAUAAUAAUCAGGCAUCCAAACAACAUGACCAAUCUAACGAAGUUGAUGUUGAAGAAUCAUUGCUUCUACACUAGUGAUCUUUGCUUCUUCCAGUACACUGGCAUUAGUUCGCCUAUCUUCCCAAGUGAUGUGUAAAUUUUUUCAGAGACACUGUUGAUGGAAUAUUUUGAGGAGUUGGAGAUUUAUAAGUGGUCCGUGUUUAAGCAUACAGCAAAGUUAGUAGUACAAUAGCUUUGUAAACAAGCAUUUUGGUUUCCCUGCGAAUGUUCGGUCCUCAAACAUUCUGCACUUUAAUUGGGAGCAUAAACUGUAACAUCUCUGAGGUUAGCUUAGCUUAAGGAACUGAAUAUACGCUGUGCAUGUACCAUCUUGCUGAGAAGCCUGUAACAUCCACCAAAGUUUAUAGACAGACAGACAGAUAAUAGAAUUCUUUCAAGAAACAGUAACUGUCUCUUGACACAUCUUUUGUUUUACCAAUUUUGUUGUAAAAUACUGUAAAAUCUUUUUUUCUUGUUUAACUCCCCUAAGUCUCCAGUUUUCUUUAAAAAGCUAAAACAGCCAAUAGGAAAAGGGGGCACCCCUCAGUAGACCUCGAUAGGGGUUAGAGGAAAGCUGCUUAUCUGACAGUUCAGUUCUAAAAAGAGACAGAGUACUACAUUACAGCAAAAACAUUUACAUAUCUUUCUUCAAAAAGGGUAAUGUGUGUUGAAUACAGCUGCUUGUUAUGUAAAUGUCACUGUGCCCAAUUAAGAGCCACUUGUCAGUAGGUGCAGCUGGAUCACACACUAGCUUAGCAAUGGUGUUGCCAUUUUGCCAUUUGUAAAGGCUUAUAAUUGUACGUUAGGAGGGUAAUGAGCUCAGUAGUAUUUAGUCCAAUGAAAUGACAUAAUUCACAAUAUCCAAACUUUCUUUCCUAUCAGUUCAUAUUAGAAAAAGCCUGUGGUUUUCAGCUUUGGUGUGUUGCAAGUGAUACAAGCAGCUAUAUGGACACUAGUUUUGGUGUGUUCCAGACGAUAGUAACAAUUAGCUAUGGCAUCAUAAUGCCCAGGAGAGUGAUAUAAUUCAUGACUGAAAGGAGGAGAGGUGUGCAGAGUAACAGAGAUGAAAUUCAUAUAUGCUUUUCUCUUUGGGUUGAAAUUCAUAUAUGCUUCUCUCCUUAGCACUGGAAAUUCCUGUCUGCAUCUCACAUGUAUUUUUUGCUAGCUAAUCACUAGUGCGUCCACAGUAGUUGUAAAGCUACUUUCAAGUAGUCUUCCUGUACUUAUUAUUUAUUUAGUUAACUUAGGGACCAUUUGCUAUAUAUAAAAAAGUCUAAAAAACUACAAUAAGGAGUUGAAGAGUCAAAGACACAAAGCAUGGAAUUAAAAAAAAUGUUCCUAUUGUAGUUGGAAGAUUGCAGUUGCAAGAUUGUAGUUGUUUUUUUACUUUAUUUAUGGGUAUAUAGAUAUCUUUGUUUUAGGCACUGAGAUCAUGCAUAGCAUGCUGGAAUCCUUCAAAUUAAAGUGGAAAUUUGUAAAACAUUUUAGCUGUUUCGUCUAAGCUUGAAGUAGCAUGAUGAAACUGUCAGGUCAUUUAAAGGCACCAGAGGAAACAGCUAGCUAAUGCAUUUGAACAUUCAUUUGGUUUUUACAUAGGUAUAUAAAUAUUAGCUUAGCUUCUACACUCACUUUCUACUCUACUUUUGAAAUGCCAGAUUUAAAUUUACAAGAAGACAUAUGAACACUAAUUUCCAAAAACCAAACAGAAACCAGGAGCAUUCAGUCACUUAACUUGAUAUCUUAACCUCUCCAUUUGCAUCAAAUGUUAUUUUAAGAAUAGUAAAUUUUCAGUUACUUCUGUUGAAUAUUUGCUAAACAAUAAAAGAGGAAGUACUGUCAGGUCAUUGAAUCUAUGCAAAUUGUUGUGAAGCUACCGGUAAUUGUUACUAAAAAUGCAAGGAAUGGCACUAUGAUCUAAAGGUAUUCAAUAUUUUAAGAGCCUAAGAGGACAAACCUAUACUCACCUAGGUAUAAGUCCAAUUGCACUUAAUGAGGCAUACUUUUGAGUGGGCAUAUAUAGAAUGGCAUCCCAAAGAGUCUUUGGAAACAUCAAGAGAAAAGUUAAUUACAGGUCCAGGAACAAAUAGCAUGAUAAAUUUACAGUUGCAGUGCCUAAAAAUAUAUAUAAUGGAUGAGUUGAGAUAAAUUUGCGUCAUCAGUAGUAUCAUAAACAAUUACCACAGCUGUUGUCUUCCUGCUUCCCUAAGGCCAGGCCUACUGUGAGUUGUAAGGAACCCACUAUCUCAGAUAUGAUGAAAGGUCUAAUUGAGGGGAAUCCUCAUCCCUUCUGUCACUCAUUAGGCCAAGGGUGGGGAAAUGGAUGUGACCAGUGAGGCAGAACUUUAUCUCCCCUACUCUGCGUGGCCAUGUCUGACAGAUGGGCAUGGCUAAUCACCUCUCAGUCAUCGGACAUCACAAUGGUAUUGGGUGACCCAUUUAUGACCCUUGCAAUUUUUGGCAUUUGGAAGCCCCAACAAUCACCCGGUAGUACUUUGAAAUAGAUUCAAAGAUUGAUUGAAUAUGCAGAACUAGACAGUUUGUCUGAAAAAAUAAAGAACAAACCAAAACUGGUAUUUGUAUCUAAAUGGGAAGGCUUCAAAAUAUAUCUGAAAAAUAAUUACAGUAGCUUAAACUCUGUUGCAGCAUUUGAUUAACUUCAGUAGUAGCUUUAAGAAUGAUGUGAGACCUAAGAUAAAUUAAGAUGAAGUUAAAUUAUGAUAAUAGUUUGUAUUGGCAACAGUUUGUGUAUCUGAAUUAAGGAGUAGACGGGAAGUCAUUUGUGUCUUUGAGUCUGUUUGUAUUAAGUCUAUUUGGUUUUGUAUGGUAUAGAUGUAAUGGGUCCCCCCCCCUUUUUUCUUUAUGUAUUACAAAAAAUCAAUUUUUUUUUAAAAAAAAGAUAGUACUUUGAAGUGCCACUCAGGGCUCCCUGUAAGAACAGACAACCAGCUGAUUUUUCAGAGACUUCAAACUACCGGUACUUUUUGGCCCAGCUGUGACUUUACUUGCCUCAUACAUCAGGUGUAUGUAGGUGGGCAUCGGUUGGCCAAAACUGCCUCACAGACCAAAUGGAAAAACCUGGCUGCCAGAGAUUCUCCACUACUGUGUUAGACAGUCCAAUUUAUUUGCUAAUUAUAAUUGGUCAUCACAAAGCUACAAUCAAUUUGGGAGAUGCGUGUUCACCUAUGUUGAUCCCCGUAUGUUGGGCCCUGUUUUAGUGAGAUAUACUGUAGUGUAUAGUCAGUCAGUAAAUAACAGAUCCCAAGAAGCAGCAAUGGGAGUGUGGUUUUCAACCCCCUGACAGUUAUGCUAUGAAAUACCACAGGCCGUGUUUUAUUUCCAGUGUUUUUAACAUUCAUAUGUAGUCAUUGGGAACCAUGAUUAGGAUAUUUGGGUCAAGGUGCCAUUGGUAUGCUGACAAGAUUCAGCGCUAUUUCUCCAUAACAUCUGAAUCAAGAGAGAUCAUGCAGACUCUGGAACAUUACCUGGAUGCAGGAAAUUAAGCUGAGCUUGAAUCCUGGCAAGACAGAGGCUCUAUGGGCGAGUGGUUCUCAUAUCUGAAAAACUGGCCAGCUGCUUGCCCUAGACAGAGCUGCACUCCCUCUUAAAGAACAGGUAUGCAAUCUGCAAGUCUUCCGGGAGCACUUUUUAUUAUUUCAGCUAGUACAACAACUGGACCUGAUAGCUUGAUCACAGUAGUCCAGAAAUUGGUAAUUUAAAGGCUGGAUUACUGCAGUGUGGGACUUUCCUUGCACUUGGUCCUGAAACUGUAGUUAGUACAGAAUGCUGCAGUAUGAUUAUUGUCAGGAGCAAGUUCCUAUUAUUCCUCUGCUCAAAUAUCUGCAUUGGCUGCCAGUUUGUUACAGGGCCAAGUUCCACGUUUAUUAUCAGUAUUCAAAGCCCGUAACAGCUUGUGAUCAGUUUACUUGUCUUGCCCCAUAUAUAUUUUCAUACAUACAUACAUACAUACAUACAUAACUCAGCAUAGGUGUUCCAGUCAGUAUAGUAGGCAAUACUGAGCUAAAUGGGCCAAUGAUCUGAUCUGGUAUAAAAUUGCCUGGGUUUCUACAUUGGCUGGAUAGUGUAGAGAAGAGAUGCACAACCUGCAGCCAUCGUCAGAUGCAUGGAAUGGUGAGAGGAGAGAGGGGAACCCUCUGUAAGCAAUCAGUUCAGACCUCUGGUAAGAGUAACCUAUCCCUUCCACAGCAACCUGUCCAGUGCAGGCAUGUAGUGUCCAAGGGGAUUUGGCCCUCAGGGGAAAAAACAAAGUUCUCCACUCCUAGAGUAUGAUCCUCUCUUCGGGUAGAAGAGUUCCCAGGUUCAGAUCUUGGAUAACCUUGCUCAGGGUGGGAAGGCUGACUGUACCUUUAAUGAAGCAUUCAUUCAUGGAACUAUCUGUUCGUUGUUAAUAGGCCAGGUAAACAAAAGUUAUGACUGAAGGUGCUUGAAUACACCUUUGAGUGCUGCAGGCACAUGCUGAGUCAGUGCUAGGUGGGGACUUCCAUAAGUUUGCACUGAACAGAUGCCUUAACAUGGCUUUAAAAGACUUGUUCAGCACAAGGAAUGCAGUUCCUCCCCCCUCACACACACACAGUUGUCCUGUAAUAGUCUAUAAUUUUCUUAAAGACUGGAGGUGGUAAUAAUUUGAUUUUGGGGGCAAGAAUUCCCAGUAAUCUACGUCCAGUAAUUAAGCAGUGUGUGUGUGUGUGUGUGUUGCAAGUAGUUACAGCAUGUUACUGAUAUGAUAUGCAGGUCUGGGACAAGACGGCACCUUGCAUAAACUUCUGCUUAUAGGCCUUUUCUGUUUGAGCCAAAUGUUAUUACCUGUGCUAUGUCUGCUCGUUAAGAGUGGAUUUUUAAGUUUGUAGUUAAAGUACGUGAUCUAGACACACUGUGCCUUUGCCUAAGUUGCAGACACUCGUAGACAUAAAACUUGAAAAAUGGAAAGUAGGGCAGAAAACUACUAUCUGCUAUGUGAGAUUCUCUCAUCAUAUUUCUUUUUUUCUAACAAACAUCAAAGGGUCCACUUGUUCCAGUUGCAUAUUAGCCACUAAGCUCCAAACAAUAGUACAAUUACUAGAAUAAAUUUAACAAUAAAGUAAAGUAUUUGUAUAGUGUAGGGCAUCUGCUAGUCAGCCUGCAGUCUCUCCUGUGGUGUAAUAAGAUUGUUGUUUCUGUACUAGACUUCUUUGAAACUCCCCAUAGCUAAGAUCAUGAUGGAAAAGGCAAUUCAGAUAUUGGUAAAUAUUUUUUAUUAUGAUUAUGAACAGCCCGAUAGGACUAGACACAAGCAGUACAGAAGUUCUUUGGUAACUAAGCAAGACUCUGUGUUCAUUUUAAACCUUAAAUGUCAAUAAUGUAAUCUUAGUUUCUAAACUUGAAUACACACCCACACCCACACACCUCUACAUCCUUCUCUGUGCAGAGCAGAAACAGGAAAAGAGUGAAUAUUUUAUCAGUGAAGGUGUGAUCAUUUACUUGGGCACCAGCAGGAGUUUGCCAUUUAAGGACAAAAAGUUAACCUCAGCUGCUUCUGAUGAGAAGAAUUACUCUCAUAUAUUUUGUAUUUUUACAUCGUUGCUGCUUCCAGUUGCCUAUGAUGAAUUUUAGUUUUGAAAUGGAAAGGGUCUAGAAAUUUUCAAGAAGGGUUUGCAGCAUAAACUACUUUGAGUGUUUUCUAGCAGAGCCUGAAAUUGUCUUCAGAAUUUUAACCUUAAGUUGAAUAAAUCUGAAAGCUACCAUGAUGUCCUUGUGCCUACCAAUUCAGGGGUUGCAUAAUUCUGUUGAGCUUGUUUGUGACCUUGUGUUCUGUUUUUUGUUGCGUAGGUUCUUAAGUAUAUUAUGGUUGGAAUGUGGUUAUGCUGUUAGCAUUGAUCAAGACUUAAUCUUCCACUUCCAAAGUGGGAGGAAUAUACUGUAUGUUUUUAUUUUAUUCAAAGUUAUUAGUGCGCUUUAUUGCUCCCAAGUUUUCAACAGCAAGUUUUCACACUUAAAGCUGAAGACAGUUUAACUUGCUCAUGUCUCACAUAUUUUGCUUGAAAGCUCUUUUGGGGUUGGUCCCUAUCUGUUGCUUGGUUAUGAAACUUUCAAGCACAAUGCAGGAUAGAUAAAAAUGAGUGUUGUCAGGUUUUGGUUAGAUUUUCUAGUGCCCUAAAUUGAUUAGGAUUUGGUUUUGUUUGCUUGUUUCACUUAUUUAGUAAGCAAACUUUGAAGAGUAUGGCAUGUUAAUUUAGCAUGUUGCCAAAGCCUUUUGAAUAACUUAAAAUGUUAGAACUGAAGUACUUUUGUGAGGCAAGGGGAGGAAUUCAUGAAGCAUAUGUGAUGUGGUUUAAAUGUUAUAUUCAAACAAAAUAAAGGUACAUGGAAAUAUUUUUUAUUGGAGGACUUAUAAUUUUUUUACAAUGAAUAGUCAAUUCAAGCAUUAUAACUUUCCCUUACAUUGUUUAAAAUUUAGGAGUGUCGGUGGAAUAGCACUGAAAACUUUAGCAUGUCCAAGAAUCUGUGCAUUAGGUGGUAUGCCUAAAUUUAUUUUUAGAUAUAUAAUAUUUAUUUAUUAGAGGUAUAGAAAUUUCAAGGUAUAGUUAACUCCAAAAGUUAAUUAAAACCUUAAAAUGGACACAUUUGUCUGGUAUCAUAUCCAUUCAUUACAUCACUAGAUCAAUUUUAUGAAAAUAUACCUUUUAUAAAUGGAUUUUUUUACAACACUGUAAAAUUGAUGUGAAAAUAGUAUGAUAUUUUUCAUUUAAAAGGUUAACAUUUCAGUUAUAUUAGGAUUCCCUUAAAAACAUCCUGGUUUAAAAUACCUUAAUAUAAUGCUAACAAAGCCAUUGAAGUCUAUAUUCAUAAUCUUUUUAAAUUGAAGAUAGCAGCUUCUACCAAACACAUCUCAAAUUUAAUUAGAUUAGAGUCUAGAGGUUAUCAAGUCCAUUAAUACACAGUGGUUUCAGUGGUAUUUGGUGACCUAAUAAUACAUUUCAAAGAACUUAAUGUCCUUUGGCUUGUGUAAAGAUAUUUACAUUGCAGAUAGUGCUUGAAAGGAAGGAUUUCAUUUUAAAAAAAGAUUUCAACUUACUAUUUUAUCUCCCAUCUCAGCAUUGUUGCUUAUAAAUAAUAUAUAUUCAUGGAGACUUGGUUAUAUUCUAUACUAGCAGGGGUGCCUGCUGCUGCCCUGGAUUUUUGAGAAACCAAAAAAAUAUUGUGGUGUUCGAAAUACUGGUCAUUUAAAAUAUUUUAGACCGCCUUUCUAGAAUUAGACACUUAAAAUGAAAGAUAUAAGGGAAUGUCAUCAGCAUAUCGAUGACACUUCAGCACAAACUCCCAGAUGACCCUUCCCACUGUUUUCAAGAAAAUGUUAAACAGCAUGAGACACAAAAUGGAACCUUGUAACAUCCCAUAGGCAAAAGUCCAAUGGAUGGAACAGGAGUCCCAUAGCACUACUUUUUGGGACCUCCAGAAAACAUGCUAGGCACAUAACAGAGUGCAUCUCUGGAAAGGUGACCCAAAGUAAUACUGUGGUUGCUUGAGAGAUCCAAAAGAACUGACAGAGUUUCACUUCCUUUAUCUACUUGCCAGUACCAUUCACCCACCAGAGCAACAAAGGCUGUUUCUGUCCCCAACACCAAGCUGGCAACCAGACUAAAAUGGAUCUAAAUAAUCACUGUUCAGGUUUGUCUGGAGUUCAGAUUCCACCACCUGUUCUGUCUCCUUGCCCAGGAAUGAGAUAAUUGAUACUGGAUUGUAGUUUAAAUCCACUGGAUUGAGGGUGAUUUUUUCCCAUUGCUUUUAAAAUAAGUAAUCACCCUGGGGACCCACGUAAGAUACACUACACCUGGCAGCUUUAAUUUAUCUUAUAUUUCAGCAUAGGCUUUCUCUCAGUUUAGACCUAACUAAGAUUUACAAUCCUAUUCCCAAUUAAUCUGGGAGUAAAGCCUAAAGAAUUUAAUAGGACCUAACCACUGAAUAGAUAUGGUUAGGAUUGCACAGUUAGUCAUUCAUGUAUAAUAAGAACAUUUGUAAUAGUUUUCCAGCCUAUCUAAGGCAGAUUCUCAUUCCAAUUGCUGAUACUAAAAAGGCAUUGUGAUAUACAGGUGUUUGGGUACCCUUUUUUGAACUGCCCUGAACUGCUCCAGAGGGCUGAGAAAAACUAGAAUAGAUUUUUGGUGGGAGUGGGAUGCAACAUGAAGGAAAGUUCAGUUGUGCAAGUGGCAGUCCUUGGGCUAAUGGGACUACUUUGCUGGAUGCAAGCCUGGAUUGUCAUUCAACUUAACUGGCAACUUAAUUUGGAAGAUUGUGAACAUGAAUUAAAAACUGAAUGUCACCUUAAUUUGUUCUCUUCUCAUUUCUCCCCAACAGUAUAUCUAUGUAUCGAGGGAAUUGCAGACCGAUUCGGUUUGAACCACCAAUGCUGGAUUUCCAUGAGCAGUAAGUUGGGAACACUUUGCCUAGCAUUCUAAAUAGAAGGCACCUGGAAGUUAAUAGCUGUCUGAAAAACCUAUGUAUUAAAAAGGCAAAGUUGAUAAUAUGUUUAUGUUACAUGCCCAGAACCUUAUCUGCCCAGCAUCAAUCACAUAGUUUCUGUAUAAGGGGCUCUGUGUGUUGGCUAAGUCAUAUAACAGGCCUUAGUGGAUGCAUAGUAUUGAUGGUUCACACUUGCAGAAAUUUGCACCUGUUGUACUUCAGCUAUACCACAUGGUUUUGUAUUUGGAGGGAAAAGAAACAUAUGGGGAGAAGAUGGAAGAGGAGGAAUAAAUGAAGUCUAAAUUGGAGGAAUGAUUGAAGUAUCUGUUGUUGCUGCUUCUGUCUGCUUUACUGAGGAAAGGGCCCUUCGACUGAAAAAAUCUAAUAUGAUUUUCCAGUAAUACCAAAGGAUGAAGUUGUUAAUCCUUGUGUAUGCUUUCCGUGUAGCACUAGUUUAUACAGUAGUUAUUUGAGGACUGUACCAUGUUAGACUACAGUUUGUACGUGCAGCGUUUUGGUGCCAUCUAUUUACCACUUGAAUCUACUGGUUCCAGGGACCCUGGAAAAACUAAAUUCUCAGGAUCCCUGGCAUGUGAGUCCUUCUCUAGAUACAACUCAUGUGCACCAACAGGGAACUUAUUUCAUGCCGCAGCAGCCAGAUAAGGAGCACUGUGUGGAGGGAGUUGGUCCAUGUUGUUCUUCAGAUUACAUCAUUGGUAGUAUGACAGGAACUGAAAGGGGCUUGGAUAGAACCAAGCUUUUUUCUGACCUACUAGGAACAUAGCUUGGUUAGGUGAGUCGAACUCCAUAUUGGGGUGGGGGAAUGUUGUCUGUCAACAGUGGAUAUAUGAAAAGUAGACUAUAAAAUAGUCAAAAUGUGCAAGGUUGAAUGACUUUGGCUUUUGAAUAUUAAUUUACUCUGCUGAUAAAUUAAACAUCAGAACAGCGCUCACUCUUUUCUUCUCAUCAUUAGUCUUUCAAUGCCUGGAGAUACAGCCAUAAUGGCAGUAGUCAUAGUGCAGCAUUUCCCUGGAGUUAUUAAUGCAGCAGUGCUACAGUUGCUGCAUAUGCAUGCUGAACAUCUCUGGAUUAAGGCCAGAAGACAGAAUUGUUUAGUUGCAGCCUUAGCCCACUCCAUUAGUCAGUUGAAAGGCAGGAUAAAAAUAACUUUGCAAAAUUUAUUUAUUUAUAAUCUUGGUACAAAAUAUUAGCAUAAAAUAUAUAUGCCAAACUAAGCAACAACAGUCAAUAUAAAAAUAGUCCUAUCAGCUUAUUGGAGCAAUUAUAACUUUGCAUCAUGAGUAAUUGCGAGCCCACGUGUUAAACCCUGUCCCCGGUGCCCACCACACCCCCAAGAGAUGAGACAUGACAAGAAUGUAUGGGUUUAAAUUAGGCCACAACUUCAUUUAUUUUCAGGUGUAGGAACCUUGGCUUAGGCCUUGGAAGGUAUCCUGCUCAUGCCCGACAGGGGCUGAGGAUGCACAGGGCAAUCAGGUGUUGUGGGAGGGGACUGUAAAGCGUAAACUUACACAGCAUACCCUCCCACUUCACCUAGCCAGGAGUUUGACCUAUAUGCUGCCGCUGUAGGGCCAGUGACUCCCACAAUCAACCCUUUAACAGGCCCUGCAAACGCCACCGCACGGGGGUGCAUCAAUAUGCUGCCUUGACUCACAGAUAUAGAAUAUAGACCAAGGCCUAAAACCGGCACCCGAGACCCUAACUAGGGUCUCGCCGCCAAAAUACCUACAGCUGAACAUCGUCUCCUACCGAGAAGGACUAGACCCUGACACCCACCAAUCCCUGAGGCCCUGAUGAGUCCUAUCAGCUUAUUGGAGCAAUUAUAACUUUGCAUCAUGAAUAAUUAUAUGCUUGCAAUAAUGACACAAACACUUGUAGGGAAUACAACAAGAAGUUGUGGCAACUUAAAAGGCUAACAAGUGCAUUGCACCAUAAGGUUUCAUGGAUUACAGUCUAAUUCCUCAAAUUCAUGAAGUGUUAUCCUGAGUAAUGGGUGUGUGUAUGUAUCACAGGUCUUGCAGAGCUUGUCUGACGCCUGGGGCAGGAGUCUUGUUAGAAUAAACUCGAACAACAAAGAAGCUGGUCCCUGGCAGGCCUUCCUGGCCAGCUUAGCCCUCUGAGGCUUGGGAUUAGUUUACCCAGCUUCUCCCAUCCCCUCUGCAUUGGCCUGAUGUAUCAUACAUACAGGUUUGGGUGGGGUAGAGGAGGAGGAUUGUAAGUGGUAAGGUCAGAAGGAAAGGAAAUGCAAAGAAAGAGUACAGGACCAGGACCCUGUGAUAAUGAUCUGAGGUCCUUCUUCAUACGCCUCCUCCGCAAGAGGUCUGAAGGGUAACAACACAAGAACAGGCAUUUUCUGCAGUGGUGGCUCCCUAUUUUUGGAAUGCUCUCCACAGGGAGGCAUGCAUGGCACCUUCGUUGCAUAUUUUUAUGCACCAGGCAAAACCAUUCCUCUUCUCCUGGCUAAUUAAACAAUCUAUGGCCUUUUAAACUGUGGGGAGGGGGGUUAUUGUUUGUUAUAUGGUGUUUAUAUUGUAAACUGCCCUGUGAUCCUCAGAUGAAGGGCGGUAUAUAAAUUUUAAUAAUAACAAUAAUUGACAGUGGCCAUUCACAAAAUGCACCUGUUUGUUCCUUGCAACCAUAAAACUAUAAAUAUUUUGUGGUUGUAGGCAAUUGAGGAAACAAUUUAAAUGCUUUUUCUACUCUCUUUUAAUACAGGCCAGUUGGGAUGCCAAAAAUGGAAAAGGUUUACUUGCACAAUCCAAGUGCAGAAGAAACUAUUAUAUUAGUAUCAAUAUCUGCAACAACCUCACAUUUUCAUGCAUCGUUUUUUCAAAACAGGGUGAGUUUUGAAGUUUUUUGAAGUUGGUGUUAUUCUGCAAGCUGGUUUCACUUCAGCAAAAACUGAUUUUACUUCAGAGUUCAUCACAGUAACUAAAAUAGCUUCUCUUUAAAUGCAAGCUCAACAAAAUUAUGCCACGUACAAUUCACUGUGGAGGGGUUAUAUAAAAAGUAAAUGUCUGGAGGUUUCUACAUCAUUCUAGGGCAGUGGUGGAGAACCCCUGGCCCCUAGCCUUGGUGUUCUCAAGAAUAUGGAAAAUGGAUAAUUAUAGCUCAGAAAUGGUUUCUAACCAGUAGUAGCUGAAUUUAGUCCAUGGGGGGAGGGGGGAAUCCAUACCAGGAUAGUAGUUUUACUAUUACCAACCAAAGUCCCCCAAGUAACGUGUGAGUUUUCAAGUUCAUCAGAACUUCUUCUUUUUUGGUAUAACACAGCCAGGAGCAGAGUACUGCUGAUGCAUUAAUUUUCAGUAGGAGUUGCUACUUAGAGCUUAUGCACUCAUAAGUAGUUGCCGAUAAAUGGUUGCCACCCCUUUGGAAGUGAUUCUGUCAUUUUUGUGCAUGCUUCUAUGAGCUGCUAAGAUAACUAGUUUUUUUAUUGUGUUUCUUCACCAUGUUUUUGUAAAACCUACUAACCAAGUGCCUUAAAAAUAUGAAAAAGGCUCCAAAUAAGGCUGCAUUUUACAAGGCACUUGCGAAAGCAAAUAACCAACAACAUGUAUUUCAAUUAAGAUCGUGUCUCUCCGCCACUGUCAGGGUGUCAACCAGCAUUAAAUGAAAGCUGAAAUGAUCAUUGGUCCUUCUCUUUGUCCUGGUAUUUCAGAAGCAUGUUUAAUUAGCAAGGGUGUGUGUUUCUUUACUGCCACUUGAAAUAAUCUUUUGAGCUUAAAUCCAAGUGUUUAAUAUUUGAGAGGGGAGAAUGGGGGAGGGAUUAUGGAAAGCUUGUAAAUUCAUACUCCCUUCUUAAUCCUAAUACAAGACUUAACUGAUCACACAUCUUCCCUAAAGCAAUUAACAUAUUUAAUGAAAUCUAUCAAUGUAGGACUCUUCCAUAAUGGAGGUGACAGUGUGUGAGGUGUGGAGUGUGUGAAUGGAUAGAUUUGUGUGGAUAGGGUAUGUAUGCGGUUUUGACCCUACCUGCUUUUGGUUUUAGCCAUGUCCACCCUUGCUUGUGACCUCUGGAAGAUUACCAAUGCUAUAAUGUGGCUCUGAAACUGAAAAAGUUUCCUCAGAUAGUAAAGUCUUGAUUAUGGGUACCUCCUAAACUUAUGAUUGCUCUGUGCUCAUUGAUUCAAGCAAUUAUGGGUGUUGUAAGGCAGUCUAUAAGAAAAUAGAAGAUUCCCGAAGUGUUAUAUAACUUUGCUCAGGGAGGAGUCACAUCAGAUAAUUUUUCUGUGUUUUAAGGCCAAUUGAGAAGAAUGAGUCAGAGCACCAAUUUGUAGGAGCUACAUUAUGUACUCCAAUCUGGCAUUUAGAGUGGAACCUGAGACACUUGGAGCAAUGUGCUUAGUAAGCUAAACAAUAAGCAGUUCAGUGUUCUUUCACAUUAGUAAUAUUGCUAUAAUGUUUAAAAAAGAAAUUUUUCCUGCAUGUUGUACUUUACAGUUGCUUGUUUCGAUGCAGUAUCAACCAAAUCAAAAAGAGUGUAUUGGAAGUAACUUUUGUAAGGUACUUAAAUUGAUUUUUCCAAAGAAAGGGCUAUAGUAUGUGGCUUGCUUGUCUCAUGGGUAUUCACACACAGCUUCUACAUAUCAAUUGUGUUUGAAUGCCUGAUCUCAUAUUUGAAGCACUACCCUUCUAAGAUGAACAACAUGUCAUGUUAUAUCUGGUGUUUUAUUUUUCAGAAAAUCGUUCCAGGGGGGAACACAUCAUUUGAUGUGGUUUUUCUUGCAAGAAUGGUGGGGAACGUAGAAAAUACUUUAUUUAUUAAUACAUCUAAUCAUGGGGUAUUUACUUACCAGGUAAGAGAAAACAUCAUGUUACCGUGUCUUAAAUGAUUGAGAACAGAAGUGAAAGCACAUUAUUAAGAUUGGUGCUCAGCAGUGGUACCUCAGUUUAUGAACUUAAUCCAUUCCAGAAGUCCAUUCUUAGACCAAAGCCAUUCUUAAACCAAGGUGCACUUUCCCUAAUGAGGCCUCCCACCGCCGGUGCCCUUCCACUGUUCGGCUUCCAUUUGUAGACCGAGGUAAAGUUUGCUAACUGGGACACUACUUCCGGUUUUGUGGAGUUUGUAUACCAAAUAGUUCGUAAACAGGGAUGUUCUUAAACUGAGGUGGCACUGUACUGCAAUGUGUGACUACUUCAUAGCUGAGCAUAUGUCUCUUAAGUCAGUGCUUUCAAUUGAAACCAACAGCCACGUAUCAUGAACUUAGAUUUUCUGAUUGACAUUCCUGCUUUCAAAUGGGAAUUACUCAUGGAGCAAGAUGCCAUUUGUCUGCAAUAUAUACAUAUUAUUUGAUGCUUUGAGACACCUGCAAUAAGUGCCACUGUGCUAUGCAUAUUCCAUGCACUUGAGAUUACAAAAAGUCUUACAGUAUUAAUGCGCCUCCUACAGCUUAGAAAUGAACAAGCUAUUUGCAAGGUGAAAAGCCUCCAAGUUGUCUAUUAAAAUGCAAAACAGGCUUCUGUUGAUUUAUGAGAUACAGUAAUAGUGAUUGACUUGAAAGUUGAUAAUACACUUGAUCUAAUACAGUUGAUUGAUUUAAGCACACCACAAUAUUUUUAAAAAAUUAAGAGAAGGACAUUUAAAUGGCAAAGUAGCUUUUGCAGGAAUAAGAUCACAUAUUUUAGAAAACUGAAAGGAAUGACAAAAAUGGGGGGAAUGCCAUUUUUUGUAUUCAUGAACAUAAUCAUGUUUUACUACCUGUAGUGCUCUAAGUUACUGUGGUUCGGAGCUAGAAAAAAAUUCAAAGGGUUGUAUUUGACUCAGUCCUACUCAGUGAUCUUAAGUUGUUGUUUUAAAAAAAUCUGCAUUGCAUAUAAAAAGUUCAAAAACUGGUUGCAAAACAAAUAUUUAGAGAAAAGCUGGUCUGUAGUUGUCACUUGUGUGGCUCCUGAAAGGAAGAAAAAGAUACAGUGGUACCUCGCAAGACGAAUGCCUCGCAAGACAAAAAACUCGCUAGACGAAAGGGUUUUUUGUUUUUUUAGCUGCUUCGCAAGACGAUUUUCCCUAUGGGCUUGCUUCGCAAGACGGAAACGUCUUGCAAGUUUGUUUCCGUUUUCUUAACACCGUUAAUACAGUUGCGACUUGACUUCGAGGAGCAACUCAUAGAACGCGGUGUGGUAGCCUUUUUUGAGGUUUUUAAAGACUGGUGAUUUUUGAAGCUUUUCCAAAACUUUCCCGACACCGUGCUUCGCAAGACGAAAAAAAUCGCAAGACGACAAAACUCGCGGAACGAAUUAAUUUCGUCUUGCGAGGCACCACUGUAUAUUUUCUUGUAUCCUAAAGCAAUAGAUACUGUAUGAGACCACUUUAAAAUACUGUAACUGUAAACUUCCAAGUUGGGAAAGAGGUAGUGUUUCUUUGUUGUCAAUGAUUGUGUGAGUUUUAAAGGUGGAAAACAGACAAUUACUCACAUUGGGAUGCUAAAAGCUUGUUUUCUUAUUCUUAAACAGGUAUUUGGUGUAGGAGUACCAAACCCUUACAGACUUCGCCCUUUUAUAGGAGCAAAAGUUCCAGUAAACAGCAGUUUUUCUCCUAUUAUAAAUAUACACAACCCCCAUAGUGAGCCUUUGCAGGUAUGUAGGAGCACUGUUCAUAUUUACAAUUACCUGUUAAAAUAUAAUGUUAAUGUAUUUCAGGUGCUCUUUGUAUACUAUGAUUCUAUGCCUUUAUUUUCAGUUCGGAAUGUUUUAUGUAUAAACCAUUGAAGUUAAAAUAAUUGUCUUGGUGGUAGUUUUGAGAAGCUAUGUUCAUGGAACUAAAGGUUUGCAUGUAAGGUUUGACUUGGCAAAUACAGAAACUUCAUUUGCAUAAAAUCACUUGAUUAUUUUUUUUAUUUGGUGGAAUGAUAAAUGACAUAUUCUAACACUUGAGACAAUUCAUUGACUAUGUUGUUUGUGUGGUCUUUACCACAGAGAAAAUAAAAUAUAAAUAGUUUCUCCUUAGCUGGCAACCAUGAGAGUGUGUCUAGUUGAAACUUGAGCUCUAACUUUAUCAAUUAUUAUUUUUGGCUAUUCUCACAGGUGGUAGAAAUGUAUUCAAGUGGAGGUGAUCUCCACCUAGAGCUUCCAACUGGUCAGCAAGGGGGUACAAGAAAAUUAUGGGUGAGUGGCACAAAUAUUACUUGACUCACACUAAGGGAUUAAUAAGUUCUGGCAAAGACUAAUAUCUGUUGUGGCUUCAACUUUUGUUGUGGGCCAGAGCACCCUUCCUCAGAUGCAUGGUGUUCUCCUCUGCUGAUCCUGAAAUCUCAUGCACACAUAUACAGAUAAGAGGGUGGAUGUUGUUUUGAAAUGAGGCCAGGAGGCCCAGCAAUUCAAGAUAAGGGAGUAAACCAUAACUGUGCAGCAUCAAAUAUCAACAGGGUCCAUUGACAAGUAUGAAAGUUCAAAGCAGAAUGGGAACGAACUUGUCAUGAAUUUUCAAAGUAACGUUAAUAUUGUAUAUACCAGCAAAUGUGGACAACUGCUUUGUGGGGGGGCGGUGGGCUGACGCAAAAGGUGAAAGGCAGAAACAAAUUUAAAAUGAGAAUUCCAUUCAUAACAAGAGAAGAACAAAUGCUCUACAGUAAAACCAAUGCUAUUAAUUAUAUAUUACUUAUAUGUAUAUGAUGUUACAUGUUUUGUUUUUGUCACAAAAGCAAAUAAAACUUAUUUUAAAAUAAAUAUUGUAUACAAAUACCUAACAAUUAUGUCCUAUAGUGAGUUAGCCACUUUCAAUUUCAUUUCAUCGCAAGUCUGAUAGCACAUAAGCUUUUUACCAAGUGAUUUUAGACAGGUGUGUGGUUUUUAUCUAAUAUUCUAGCCACAGAAUAUUCCAAAAGUUGUAGUUUUGACUGAAGUUAGUCUGAGUAUAACUUAAAUUGGAUACAUUUAUUUUUACACUUUCUGAGUAGCAGUGAUUAGAAUCUCCCACUUUUGAAGCGUAUAGACAAAUUAACUCCUAUUCUCUUUGCUAUAAUGUAGGCUUUCCAGAAAUUUUGAAUGCACAGGAGGAAAGAAAAUUAUGGCUUGCCUGUUGUGGGAGUGGGGAAUGAGUGGGCUUGGAUGGCACAGACAGAAGUAUCUACACAUUUUUGUGCUACUGAUGCAAAAUAGGCUUUUAAGUGUUUCUCUAAAACAUUGGUAGCAUCACCAAAUGUAUUUCUUGUACUGGUUUCUUACAACAGAACUAGUCUUAGGCACUUAGGAAAAGGCAGGUUUAACAAACUGUUACUUGUCAGCAUGAAUAAUCUACACGUGAUGAUUCUGAACCUUUUAUGUGAUGGUUGUUUCUGAAACUGUUUGACACUUCCAUCUCACUAUUUAGUUAGUUCAUUGCCUAAAAACGCCAACUGUAUACUCCAUAUUCCACUUGUAUUAUACCUGGCAUUGUGGACUUUUUUAUUAUACUGACUUUUAUAUUCUGCACAAUUGUCUGUUUCAAUAGGAAAUUCCCCCCUAUGAAACUAAAGGAGUUAUGAGAGCCAGUUUCUCUUCAAGGGAAGCAGAUAAUUACACAGCCUUCAUUCGAAUAAAAACAAAUGCCUCAGACAGCACAGAGUUUAUUAUUCUGCCAGUAGAAGUAGAAGUCACAACAGGUUUGUAGAAAUGUAAUGUUUCAUCAACUUCAUGUAUUUUCCUACUGCAGUAGUGAAAGAUACUCACUUUGUUUUGUCCUAUCUUAAAGCCCCAGGAAUUUAUUCAUCGACAGAAAUGCUAGAUUUUGGUACUUUAAGAACCCAAGGUGAGUCCUAUAUUUUAAUACACCUCCAUUUCAGAUUGUGAGUAGACACACCUCAUUUUGCAAAAGCUGCGUAAUAUCAGUUUCAUGUGUUUGUUCCUUAGCCUUUGCAUGUAGGCCUUUAUAUGUAUUGGGUUGCAUCCAGACAGGUCCUGCUGCUAAUGGAAAGGAUCCACCCAUUUACAUAAAUAAAUAAAAAUAAAAAUCCAGGGUUCUUCUGGAGACGGUGUGCAAGAAGGUGAUUUUUGGUAUUAUCUCUGCGGCUACUUUUCAUAGUGUUUCAUGGAGUCCCCAAACCCUCCAGAGCAGAUCUUUGGGGGCUACAGGGGAAAGGAGGAAUUGGUGAAAAUAAUUUCUUCUUCUAGCAGAACUCUGCAUGAGGGAAACUUUCUGAAUCUACCUCAUUUGUAUUUAAAUGCCUAGGAUAUCUAGCUUUAGAAAUAUUAUAUAAAGUAAAAUGAAAUAACUUAAUAACGCAAUUAUAAAUAGUACUUUUUAUAACAUCACUCUUAAUUUAUACACCUGCCAAAUGACUGUACACAGGUGCAUCUGUAUUCAGACUAGUCUCCAAAUCAUAGUUUGGAACAGUCUUCCCCAACCUGUUGCCCUUCAGCUGUUUCGGUCAUCAAUUGCAUAAUCUCUGACCAUUGACCAUACUGGGAAAGGGCAGGUGGGACUUGUAGUCUAAAGCAUGUGGAAGGCACCAGGCUGGUUUGGAAGAUCAGGAUUUAGUAAUGGUGACCAUGAUCUCCCCCUCCCUUCCCCUGCAACAAACCAUAGUUUGCCCAUUUGCUCCAGUGUGACAAAUUAUGGUUUGCCUAGGCAAUAGUUUGCCACCAUGCCUGGAUCCUGACUGGAGAACAAAUUAAUUUGCACACUAACCACAGUUUGCUACAGUUGGAUAAAAUGGCAGACUAUUGCUUACUGCAGAUUAGAAGCAGAAGCAUCAAACAUCCGCUCCUUAUGUCUGGGGGAGAAGGGAAUGGAGAAGUGCAAGAAUUAAGUAAAAUUUCAGCAUUGGAUAACUUGAAUAAAUGUCACAAAGCUGACUUGACUUUAAAAAAAUCCCUUUUAUGCAAACGAGCCUUAGUGCUUUUUUAUUGGCUUUCAACAGAUCUGCCCAAAAUCUUAAAUCUACACUUGUUAAAUUCAGGAACAAAGGAUGUACCAAUAACAGUAAGUAUUACCUCUUUUAUUUCACUAUCUCAAUAUAUUUUUCUAGACGUAAAAGAUAACAUGAAUCCACUAAAUAUCAAAGCUCAGGUUCUGUUAGUUUGGUCCCUUUUUCCAAAUGGACUCAACGAAAUGCCGCUUUCGAUGCACUUAACAGCUUUCAGCAGUGUAUCCUUCCCAUGCUACAUGUUGUGACUGUAUAGUUAAACUGAACUAAAGCUCCCCCACUUUGCAUUCCCUUCAACUUUCUACUAAAGACUAAGACUACAGGGGCAUAUUUAAAGGUUUGUUUAGUUGCUUGUUAUUCAGGCUUUACUUUUCAGUGUCAUCAUAAAUUAAUACUUACAGCUUGUAAUUGUACAACUAUCUUAAAUAAUUGCUGUUAUGGUGUCACAUUACAUUAAAAAGCAAUGGGAUUUCCAGCAGGUACAUGGAAAUGCAUUUAAUAAUUCCCAGUUAUUUCUGACUAAAUCAUUCAGGGCAAAUGCCUUGAAAAGCAUGCAGAUAACCAGUAUGACAAUUACAAAAUAAAAAUGCAAACAAGAAUUAAAGGUUCUUUUGUAGCUGGUAUUUCACAACAAACUUCAGCAUAUAAAAGUGGUUAAUAUUGGCUUGCAAUAGAGAUUUGUCUUAACCACUGUAAAGGAGGCAGUUUUGAGACUCAAAGCUAAAGAGGCCUGUCCCAGACCCAGAAUACGAUUCAAACAUCUGGUUAGUCACAAAUAUUCUCUUUCGGGCUAAGGUGCUUGAGCUGGUGUGUUCUGUCAGUGCUGAAAUGCUUUUGUCACCAAGCAAUGUCUCUUGUUGUUGUCUAAAUCCCUUUUCUCAACCACUGUUCUAGUUUGUCAAGCAUGGGAGAUGAGAGAGUACCGUGCUUGUUUCCAUGUCUUUGAAAUGUAUAUUUAUCUCUUGCAGCAAUAGCUUUGUUUUACCUCUUCCUGUAUAAAGGGGAGAAAUGAUGACUACUGGAUAAUCUCUUAGACCAGAGGCUAUGUCUGUUCUUUUUAGUUUGUAUAAGACUAACUCCUCUGGAGUCUUUUUCCUCUCUAACUUGCUAGCAGCACCAGUGGGUUUAACAAGCUGUUGUCAUUAUAAAGAUAGCCCAUAGGUUUCCUGGGCUCAAACUCAGAGGCACAGAAGCAUAUCUCACAAAAUGUGGGGCAUCAUUAGUUUCAUAUUUGGUAAUAAUCUAAAAUGGCUUAUAAAAAGUGAAAGGCCUGUGUGUAUAUCCUCACAUGAGGAUGUUCUACAAAGAGCUCCAGGCCUUAAUGAACCCUUUGUGAACUCAUAGGUCUGGCCUGUUUCCCUCCCUCUGACUUACAGAGUGCAGAGAAAAAUACAGAAUGGUCAGCUUAGAUUUUUCAAAUUGCACACUACACCACAGGGUUAGUGACAGAAAGGCUGCUUGCAGUAAGUGAGCAAAAAUAUGGAGUCACUGAUGUUAAAAACAGGAGUCAUUGAUGCAGCAGAAGUAAUGUACAUAAUUUUACUUAAAUUUUCUUUUGCGUCUGAUAGCAAAGGUGAUAAGUGUUAAACUACUGAGCAGUGGAUUAUAUAGCCAAGCUUCGGAAUCAUAUUAUUUUAACACCUCAUUCUCUGAUAUUUUGCCCUCAUUCUUGACUGAAGAAAUACUGACUGUAUGACCUCGUAAUAUACAGUCCCAGUGUUUUGACGCUGCUCAGAUUUCUGCUACCAUCUUAGAUGUUAAGUGGGUUGGGGAAGUGUCAGAUACCAUCAAGCAUAUCUUAAAGGCUAAACUAUUUGCUCAUAUUUCCAUGUAAACAUGGGGCGGGGGGAGGACAGGGAUAUAUGUCUCUUGGAGUUUGUUCUGAUACAGUUUGGAAGCGAGGAAGAAACUGGUUUCAAACUUCAUGCUAAUGUCAUGGGAAAAGGCCAAGACUAUAUUUAGCAGAAAUUUAAGCUAGAUACUCAUAGAACUAAAUUCCUUCGAGGCACUUUAAGAGUAUUGUUGCCAGUUACUAUAGUCAUGAAAAGUUUUUACCUUUACUGACACUUUAUAUUGAAGUCUGUGAAACUGAACAAUUUUAAAAGAAGAAAGGCAAUUUAUAAUAUUUAAAAUAAUACUAAAUUAAUGUAAAAAUAUCAUGUACGUAUUUAUAGCAUUGCUGGUUCUGAGCCAGAAGACUGUGUAUUUACCAUUUUGUCAGCAGCGCUUAAUAUUCAGCUGAGUUGCAUAACUAUAGCCAUUAUCCUUCCAUUAGAAUUGAAAUUUAUGUUUGGUAACACAAUAUAUGAUAGUUCUGUAUUAAAGUUGAUAUGGAAGUUUAAGUAAAAUGUGUGUAUUGCUAUAUUAACUAGUUCUAACAUUUCUUUUAAAUGUUUUUCAUUGAGAACAGACAACUAGAACAACAACAAAAUACAUUUAGAUGGUGGUGAAAGACUCUAUACUUAAUAGCUGAUUGCAUUCAGGCAGUAUUCCUUCCAAAAGGCCCUCUCCCUUCCUGACCCUGCACUGUGUAGUAUAUAUAUGACGUACUUCAUAUUAACAGUAAAUUACAAAACUUGUUUGAACUUGCUUGAAACAUGAGAAUCCCUCUACUGUGGUUGUAAGGCUUGUACAUUCAUCCAUAAUUAUGAAUUUUGCAUGCUCAUCCUCUCUCUUUCUUGGAAUGAGGUAUCUUCUUGGUAUCUUUCUAUAUUAUCUUCUGAAGGGGGGGCGUCCUUCGUUGUUGUUGUCAUCUGUCAACUUUAUUCUGACACAUUCUUAUCUUGAUGUUCUCUCAUCUUUCUUAACCUUAUUUGAGUUCUUUCCUUCGUGUCACAUGGUGUUACCUUGAAGGCCUAGUAACUGGAAUGGAAAUCUGCGCUCUGAGCUUUUUGAUGUGCUGCUUGAUAUAGAUUCCACACCUCAAAGCCUCUGGACCUGAAAGUCUUAAUCUUUAGCCUUCAUGUUCUAGCAGCUCUGGAGUUUGCAUUUCUCUCAAAAUAGUUGGUCUUUCGCAGAAUUAGGCCACAUUUGAAACAACAACAAUAUUUAUACCCCACCCAUCUGGCUGGGUUUCCCCAGCAACUCUGGGCGGUUCCCAACAGAAUAUUAAAAACAUAAUAAAACAGCAAACAUUAAAAAGUUCCCUAAACAGGGCUGUCUUUAAGACACUUAAAUAAUUUGUUGGUUUGUUUUUGGCAUUCCCUGCUGCUCUGCAAUGCUGCCAGCAUGUGUCUUCAGCUGUUUAGCUUUCUAAAGUGGAGAUACUGGAAGUGAAGACACAGUUAAAAUAAUGUGAGUGUAGUGUUCUGCCUUGUUGAGGGUCUCUAAACAAUUGCGCUAGGUAUACGAGCACAGGAACAACCUCAAGUAUAACUCUUGUAAAAUUUAAGAUGGAAGUGUAGUGCUAUUUUUGAUGUGUGCAUUCUCAUUAAUAAAACAUAUAGAUGGCUCUGAUAUUCUUUUGGUGCACCUUGCGCUGAAAGGCUAGUUCUCUUUAGAUGGCUACAGACAUUUUAGCCAAAAAACACCCCCAACCUAGUUAAUUGCCUCCUUUUCUAGUGAAACAGGCAUGUGUUGAAAUAAAAUGAAACAAACCUAGUAAAUCUGCUGGAGUUUCACAGUUGUUUCUGCUAUAAAUUACGUAUAUAUAUUUGGAAACAUUCCUGACUCGUGUUGUUCUAAUGACAUGUAUCCACAUUUUUAUAACUUAGAAUAAGUGUCAGCAGAUUCUCAACUUUUGAAGGAAAAGAUAACAGAUAUAUACAGACUUUUUCAGUAGUUGUUUGGUAAGCACUUCUUUUAUGUUUUUCCAGAGUGUUAGACCCACACCACAGAAUGAAGCUAUCACAGUGCAUUUCAAGCCAAUUACACUUCGAGCUUCUGAAAGUAAAUAUACCAAAGUUGCAAGUAUUAGCUUUGACGGUAAGUAAAAGUCUGUUCUGGAAGUUGUAUGUUUCUCAUUCAUGGGAUGGGAAGCCUUUUGUCAGUGUAUCUGAACAUAUUUCUUAGUUUGGGGUCCACACUUGCUUUUCUUUUGAACGCACUUACUGCUUGGAACGAGUUACAUAAUACUGCCAGGGACAUUGCUGCAGUUGUAGAAGUUUCUUCCUGGUUUCCACUGUUUUCCCGCAACCCCCACCCCCAAACUCUCAGGAGAGACUUUUCAGGAUGCUGCUGGGCAGAGGAGGGGCUGGGAAAGUCUGCUUCCUCCAGCUGCCUUCUGUGAGCUUUCCUCUGAAUCCCAUCCCAUGUGUUUAAUCAUGCUGUUCAGUGUAUAUACACAGAGACCAAGAGUGGAGAGCAUUUAAUGAUGACUGUCCACUGAAGUCUUCAUCUUUUUUGCUAAAAAGGGGAACCUGUGGCCUUUCUGAUGUUGACGGGCGACAGCUCCCAGUAGCCUAGGCCAGCAUGGCAUUUGGUUAGAAUUAACAGGAAGCAACAUUUGCAGGCUCAUAGGUUUCCCUACCCCUCGGCUGAAAGUUGAAGAAGGGAUGUUGCUGUAUCACCCACCCUCCUUGAAGCCGCUUGAGCUCGGCAAGCAGCAUUAUACUCACAUUUUAGAGCUGAACAGUGACUGCACCCUAAUAUAUUACACAAGUAGCUUAGUUACAAAUGUGAUCAAAAUGGUUUGUGAUACUUUGUAGUAAAUCAAAGCCCCAACAGUGACAGUUUUACUAUCAGAGUAAAAAUAAAUAUGUGUCAAUUUUGUGUAUGCGUCAAUAAUAGUAACACUGUUUGUUUUUAUUUAUCUAUUUGUAUGUACCAUAUAGCAUCGAAAGCAAAACGACCUGCACAGUUUUCAGGAAAAAUAACAGUUAAAGCAAAAGAGAAGAGUUACUCAAAACUUGAAAUUCCAUAUCAAGCAGAAGUGUUAGAUGGGUAAGAUUGCACGGGAUACUGUUGUCUUACAUUUAAUUCACACCUCGUUCCUGUACACAAGUAACUAACCACUUGCAUGGCUUCCUGUAGCAAAUAAAUAUGCUUCCAAAUGAGUCUUUCUUAUAAUAGGAACACUGGGUUUAAAGCCAGUGUUAUUGUGUGGACACUGCACUGAAUUUUUGCAUAUUCCGUCCUGGAUAAAGAGCUACAAACUGAAUUGGAGCCAAAGGAUCAGUGUGCAGUGGCCAUCACACAGCCCUGUUUAAACAAAGCAUGUGACUAUUGCCACGAAUAGUGCUGGCUUGCACUCAGAAAGCUUUAUUUUGCCCAUUGCUACAAGUGUUAGGGACAGGCUUGAGCAAUUGCUUUUUUACUGCUUCUAAUGUCUACAUUUAUAAGCUAGUAUAUUCUAAUUCUUCUACGUUUUAAGUUCUGGUUAUAACUCUUUAUUUGCUGGGUAUUUGGUUUCAGACUUCUUUGCUGCUAAAUGGAACAAGUGUAUAAAUUCUUCAGACCAUUAUAUUUCUCAGUAUUGAUUUUUAAGUUUUAUGUAUUUGAAUUACACACCUGGCUUGGGCAGGAUAUGACGAUAGGGCAUGGGGAAUGAAUCUGGGUCCUUUGGGUGAAUUUAAACUUGCUGAUAAGUAAAAUCAGGAAUGGGUCUGUGGCCUGCCAAUUGGCAGUCCUUCAGGCAUUAUAUGAUGUUUAUGAAGUUGAGAGAACAAGCCAAAAAGAGAUCUUAAACUGCUGCUGUUGGAUGGAAAACCUGUGGCCCUCCAGAUAAUAUUGGACUACAACUUUGAUCAUUCUUCAGCUUUAGUCAUACUUGCUAGAGCUGAUGGAAUUUGAGUCCAAUGACAUUUGGAGAGUCAGGUUCCUCAUCUCAGUGCCUAACCAAUUUUCUGGUGGUUAUUGUGAGUUUUUCUUAUAGAGGAUUGUACAAAUCUCUACUUUUUGGCUUUUUUAUAUUUUGAAAUAGGUACUUAGGAUUUGAUCAUGCAGCCACAUUAUUUCAUAUUCGUGACAGUCCAGCAGACUCUGUGGAAAGACCAAUCUACUUAACAAACACAUUCAAUUUUGCAGUCCUCAUUCAUGAUAUAAUGCUACCAGACGAAAUCAAAGGAAUAUUUAAAGUAAGCCCAAUUAUGCCCUGAACUAUUUCGUUGCUAUUAAAUGUUACAUAAAUUGGAUUCACUGUUAACCUGGAUCGUAUUUAUUCCUUAUACUAGGUACACAACUUCAGCAAACCAGUUUUAAUUCCACCAAAUGAAUCCAGAUAUAUUUUCACGCUUUAUUUUGUGGCUUCCUUGUCAUCUCUUCACAUUGAUAACAAUAUUUUGCUCAUUACAAAUGCUUCUAAAUUUCAUCUACCUGUAAGAGCAUACACUGGAUUUUUAGAUGUAAGUAUAUCAGUUUUUUAAAAAAUAUUUUCUAUUUUUAAAGUGAAAUACAUUGGAUGUGGUUUCUUUGUGUUUCUGGAUAACAUGUGCUCAGCAGUGAAGCCAAAUUCAAACUGUAGUCUUGAAUUUGAACCAUAAACUGAAUACAAAUUUGGUAGCUGGUUUAUAUUUCAGCAGUCUAACGCCUGCUAGAAUAGACCUAUGGAUGGAACCCAUUCUGCUCUUUUGCCAUGUGGCAGUUCUGCGGGAUGUAAUAUUAAUGUGUUAGAUAUUAUUUUUGUAUGUUUGCUGUUUGAUUGAAAUUGAAUUUAUAGGAAUUACAUUACUUUUUUAAAAAAUAAAAGAAACGUUAAUAUGUCUGUACGUGGGGGGCUGUUCAAAAUGACUGAACUUGGAACUGAACUCAUAUUUUAAUGUGUUGACUCUCUAGCUCUCAGUUACGCAUACUGCCAACAAAAACAUAUUGGCAGCUGCCUUCACUAAUUAACAUGGGGCACAGUCCACUCAAAUGCUCUCCUGUAUAGGCCCCUUAAGACUAGGGAGCUUCAGAAAACCAUGCUGUUGUGCCUUUUGCAUCACUCUUCCAUCUUAGAGGGAUUUCUACAGAAGAGGAGAAUUAGCAGUGAAUUGUACUCAGUAGUUUGUUAGACCUGUUUUGUCUUUCACUCAGUCACCUUUAAUAGUGCCUUGCCUUAUCUCAUGAUAGGUCAGCAUCUGGUUGCCCAAUAGAAUGAAUAAGAGGUAGAUGUGUUUCCCAGCAAUUGUAGCACUUUCUGUGUAAUCGGCAGCUUGUAUACCUGAAAACCAAAUACAGAUUCUUCAGUCCCAGAUCUUAUGGGCUACUUGUCCAAAAUAAUGGGGGGGGGGGGGAAGGAACCAACAUGUUAGAACUGGUGGUAGUACUUCUGAGCCCUUGCAGUAACAGAUAUAUGAGCUGCCUAUCCCUAAUGCAGUUGAUGCUCUUCCGUUUUUCUAGUAUUUUGUAUUGCCCCCAAGACCUGAAGAGCAGAUAAUAGAUUUUGGUAUAUUGAGUGCCACAGAAACAAGUAGUAUUCUGCUUGCAAUCAUGAACAGCAAUCCAAUUCAGGUAAGAGACAUUCUUUUAUUUGUUGUUUGUUUGUUUUACUUAAAUGGCAGAUCUGUUUAAUUUAUUACUAAAACUAUUGUGCCCUUUUAAAGUUGGCUAUAAAAAGCUGGCAUGUGAUAGGUGAUGGCUUGACCAUGGAACUCCUUGCUGCUGAAAAAGGCAACAGAACUACAAUAAUUGCAAGUCUUCCAGACUUGGAAAAGGCCAAUGCAUUGGAUCAAACUUCGGUAAGUAACACAUAUUUUACUUAUUACAGUUAUGUGUGGCAUAUGGACAAAAGAUGCAAAUCUUAUCACUAAGUAAAAAGAAGCGGGGGGGGGGGGGUCACCACAUCUGCUUAUGUCCAGCGCUUUUUUGAGGGGACGGUGAUGCAGGGAGACGCAUGCCCCUAAACAUUUUGUGAAUCUUUGUACUUUUGUCCAUUUACUGUAUUUUUUUCCCCUGAUCUGAACUAUAAAAUGGUGGUUUUCUUGAGUCAAAAUGAGAGUAUCCCUAAACAUUUUUUUAGAAAAAAAGCACUGCUUAUGUCUAUGUAUAGACAUGGUGCUAGCUAUUUUUAUAUGUAGACAAACACCCCACACAUAUCCACAUCUGGAGGAAAAAAGCGAACAAUGAGAGGUGCCUCUGUGAGAGAUUAACUGAUGAAAAUAAAUAGUGGAGAGUGUUUUACUUAAGUGGUAGGCAAAACAUUACUCUUUGUAUUUCAACAUGAAACCCUUUCAGAUAACUGUGUGUGUGCAUUUUUGUUACAGUGACCGGGGGUUUUUUGUUGUCUGUUGGAAGAAUGUGAGAUUAAAGCAAUGAAGCAACUAUAUAAUUCUGUUCUACAGGUAACAUUGAUGCCUGGUUCAUACACUGUAUUCAGAGUAAGAUUAUUACCAAAAGAACUUGAAGGGAUUCAUGAUGGGGCUAUACAAAUCACAACUGAUUAUGAGGUACUCUUACGUUUAUAUUGGUCCUAAAAGUAAUGUGUAUGGAAAUAGAAAAGAAAUGGAUUUUUUGGGGGGGACACACCUGGCUUUUAGCUGUUGUGAUGGCAACUGCAGUUGGUUGGUUUCCUUUCUGGCAGUAUAUUUGGCACUGGCUAGCGUAUGUGACAGUUUAGGUGUGUAACCUUUCAGGAAUUUCAGAAGAUUGUUUUAAUUGUUCUUCAUUUGGUAUGCUCAUCAUGCUUGCUUUCUGAAAACUAAAUGAUGAUCAUCUGGUAUUUCCUAUACCAUAUCUAUAGAAGGAUGCAAAACUACUUUAAGAUUAAUAAAGAUGUAUAGAAGGCAGUCAACCUAUUUCUGAUUCUCAGCAUAUAAGCUUGCAGAUACUUUCAGAAGAGAGUAGUUGAGAUUUUUGUUGGGCUUAUGUGCUCAUCUUAUAAAAACAGAUUUUAGAUUUUUGCACAAGUAUGCUAGCAGAAAUGUAGGCUUGUGUCCAGUUAUGGCUUUGUGCUAAUGCAGCGGAGGGAAACCUUUUUGGAUGAAACCCAUAGUCUAAAACUUAUUGAUAAGAGUUAACAUAAAUGUUGCAUUUAAGCUACUAUUCUUUUUCUCUUUUUUGCAGAUUUUAACCAUUCCUGUGAAGGCUGUAAUUGCUGUAGGCUCAUUGAUGUGCUCCCCAAAACACAUUCUUCUUCCACCUUCUUUUCCAGUAAGAUAAUAUAUUUUGAAGAAUUUCUAACAGUUUCUUCUUGCUAUUUAACCAUCAUUAUGAAAAAGGAAACAAACUGAUUUUAGCCAUGCUACCGGAGUUUAUCUCACACUCCAUCACUGGGAAGGCAUUUUAACCUCAGAUUCUCUUGUUUUUCAUAGAGCCUGGGAUGUGUCCCCAGCCUUUGUUUCUUAUUGCUAUAGGGUAAUUGAAUCAGUCUUAGUGGUAAGAACUAGCAUAUGUUAACUCCAUCAAUCCAUAUGUCUGAAAUCAUGAACAACUGCUGCUGAAAUACGAGACGCGUUUUUUCCCAAAGGAAGUUGGCUGCUGUUUUGAUACACUACAGUCCUAAACACAGGGAAGCAUAGAAAUCAAACCCUUAGUUGCUCCUUGCACAACCUCUCAGAAUAAUUGAGACCAUGUAGCAGUUACCUUGGAGUAUAUCUUUUGCCAGAUCUUUAUUAGAGGAUUGGAAAUCUGUGUGGCAGGAUUCAAUUAUGGGCAGUCACUUUUUGAAAAUAAUGUGCUAUUUCCAAGUUCCUGCCUAGUCCAAAAUUGAAUACUUAUCUUCUGUGGGAGCGGGUGGCGCUGUGGUCUAAACCACUGAGGCUCUUGGGCUUGCUGAUCAGAAGGUCAGAUCCCUGUGAUGGGGUGAGCUCCCGUUCCUCUGUCCCAGCUUCUGCCAACCUACCAGUUCAAAAGCACACCAGUGCAAGUAGAAAAAUAGGUACUGCUGCGGUGGAAAGGUAAACAGUGUUUCUGUGUGCUCUGGCUUCCGUCACGGUAUUCUGUUGUGUCAGAAGCGGUUUAGUCAUGCUGGCCACAUGACCCGGAAAGCUGUCGGCCUGAACACCGGCUCCCUCGGCCUGAAGUGAGAUGAGCACUGCACUACAUAGUCACCUUAGACUGGACUUAACCAUCCAGGGGUCCUUUCCCUUUCUCUUUUAUUUAUCCUCUAUAAUCCUUCCUUUCCUGGUUUUUGUACGGUGGCAUUUUCAAUCUUGCAGUUGCAUUUGUGGUAUCUUUAUAAUUCCCUUUUAAACACAAAAAUGAGAAAAGAGGAAAGAGAACUUUGUUUGAAAGUGCCUUAUGGAGGUGGCUGUUUUUAUUGUAUUCUGGUAAGAAAAUUUUUCAUAGUCUCUUUUUUAAUACACCACUCCAUUAGAUUGUAAAAGAGAGGAGGAAGAGACUUUUUUUCUACAUUGAGCACAUAAUAUAGCUAUAAAAUGCACCACUAUUUUCAGUCCAAGGUAGCUUCAUGGAGCUGGAAAAACGUUUUAUUAUUUCCUGAGACUAAAGCCUGCAGUUUCGUUUAAUUCUUCCUGCUUUAUUUUCUAUUAAGAACUGGGAUAGAAAGUGUGAGAGAAAUAGUUGAGCCUCAUAGAGAUGUUUAAAGUAAUUUCCUCUGAAAUGUCUAAGGUUCCAGAUGCAAAAUAUUACUAUGUUAGCUCUUCCUUUAUGCAGCCACUCUUGCUAAUUUUAAGUAACUGAAUUUACCUCCCUCUGUUCCUAAUUUACGGGGGUGAUUUCUGGCAAUUGUUGGGUGUUGAAUGAAGGACCUAUGAAUUAAACUGGUAAUGAGAUUUUAUUUGAACUUUGAAUACAGUGGGAGCAGAUAAUGGAAGUGGAUAAUGCUCAUGAUAUUAUAUCGACAACUUGUGAUGCAGGACAGGAAACACAGACUGGUCUUCCUCUGUAGAACAUGUCCCCUCAUUUCAGUCUGUUUCCUUCCUUUGGCAUUUCUGCAAAAAAUGUUUUUUUUAAAAAAAACCAGCAACAACCAAUUGGUUGACUUGUAACAUUGCACGAUACUUUUUCUUAAUGUGUGCAGUAUCGUAUCUCUAAACUGAAAAGGUUUGAAUGAGGUGGUUAUAGGAAAAUAAUGUAGAUGGAAUAACUCUCUCAGAGCAACCUUAGCCUAUAUUACCAGGGGUGCUAAAAACUUUGCAAUCAUGGGCACAAAGAUGUGUAAAAAAACCCCACAAUUGUACAUUCUUUCUUAGGGUAAGACUGUUCAUCAGAGUUUGAGUAUCAUGAGCUCUUUCUCACAGAAGGUAAAAAUACAACAGAUCCGUUCACUAUCAGAAGAUGUUCGGUUUUAUUACAAGAGAUUACGAAGUAACAAAGAAGAUCUGGAGCCAGGGAAAAAAUCCAAGGUUCGAGCACUAUGGAUAUUAUUCAAAAUUACGUAACUAUGUUUAAAAAUAUAGAUAUUUCACAGUUUUGCAUUCCUAAGAGGGGUCUUUUUAAAUUCUUGGUUGCUGCUUCUUAUAUUUUUCAGAUUGCAAAUGUUUACUUUGACCCUGGUUUACAAUGUGGGAAUCACUGUUAUGUGGGGUUGCCUUUUCUGAGUAAAGGUAAGUAAUUUUAAUAUCUUUUAAACACUCUUAACAUUCUAGAUAUUGAAGAUGUUAAGGUGAAAUUUAUGUUUCUCUUUUCUAGCUGAAUCAAAAUUACAACACAGUACAUCUAUGCAAGAAGAUGCAUGGGAUUCAGAUUGGGAUUUGCAUGAUAAUCUGUUCAGAGAAUGGAUUGGAAUAAGAGAUCACUCAGGCAAUCAGUGAGUGUUUUAAAAUAAGGAAUGGCUUUCUGGUGGGUUACUGAAAUUCAGGGAAUCUUAAUUGUUUGAGAAGUGUUGCAGUAGUCAAUAAAUGGGUUGGAAAUAUAAAUGAAACAGUAAGCAAUGCUUUAUUAGCUUCCAAAUGCAGCUAAUAAACUUGCAAUGGAACUGAAGGCUACUCCAAGAAUACUGAAGAAAUCAUGCUAGCUUACUGUAGUUAUCGUUUUUUUAAAAAUCCUUAUGAUGUAGAAUCAUGAAACUGGAUAUGUCUAUGUGCAUGUGAAUUCCAUGAAAUAUUAUGGUUUUAGUUUUGAAGCUUGAUAUUAAUUUUUCUUCAUGCUAAAUUACAUUGCUGGUCUAGAUUAAGUGCUGUAUUUGAAGUGGACACAGAUCUCCAGAAGGCUGUGACUUCCAAAAUCACAGCAGAAUUGGCAUGGCCAUCUCUACUUGGCUCACUGCGCCAUUUGGAUUUUUCACUUACCAACACAAACAGUUCAUCUGUAAGUCUUGGCAUUGUCAAUGUAGUAUACUAAGAACACAAAAGUUAAUAUUGAAAAUGAUUUCCUAUAUUUGCUACUUUGGGACAAUAAGUCUGAAUCUAAACCUGUUCCGCCAGGAGGAAGAAAUUCUUCUAGAAAAUCCAGCAGAUGUUCCUGUUUUUGUUCAGCUUCUUCCCAUAGCACUAUAUUCCAAUCCAUCAGUCUUCGUAGAUAAGCUAUUGGACCGGUAAGUGGUGGUAAAAAGUGGUGCUUGCAAGGAGAUAAUGUUGAGGGCUGGGUUUAGGGUAGAUGUACUUGCCUAUCUUCUUUGCUCUUAAAAUAGAGCCCCUUGAAUGCUACUUUCUACAUGAAUUGAGGCAGACCUGCAAUUUAAAUACCAGCCUACUCUAUUAAAUUCAUACAACUUCAGUUAUCAGAUAUAUUAUGUAUUGUAUGUCAUAUAAGAUGUUAUUUCUAGUAUUCAUAAUAGUUUUAUUGUAUGAUAACAUAAACCAACAUUUCUCCCCCAUCAGAUAUAAUCCCAACAGGCCAUUGCCGCAGAACAGAAACAAAAAUUAUUUGUGCCCCUUAUUUCUUCUUAAAGUGAAUCUAAAUAUUUUUCCAGAGUACUCGGCCACACCUAACUAUCUGCUUUUCUUUCAGGUUUAACUUGACUAAGCCUGCAAACUUCAAUUUGAAGACGCUAGAAUUUCAAGUCUCUCGAAACUGUGUAAGUAAUCCUUUAAAACCCAGUUUUGUUCUACCCAGUUCUUAAUACUGAGCUGCUGUUAGUACAGUUAUUACGAGCAUAAGCAUGGUUUGCAAAAUAGUCACAAGCCAUAGGCUGCCAUUACAUUCAAACCACUAAAUUAUGGUUUGCACUCAAAUGCUAUUAAUUUAAUUGGAGCAUGCACAGCAGGAAAAAGGGCAUGGGUUCAAUGCUUAGUUCUUGUAGUGCCAAACCAUAAUUGGAUGUUAGGUUGAAACAAAGCCAUAGCUUUGCUAGUGCUUUUACUGAACACCUGACUGCAUGUGAACAACCUCGGUUUACACUUUAUCCCAGUGGUUCCUGUGCAUUGGAUUGCAGCCUGUAGCUGUUGGUUAGGGGUUCAGUCUCUUUAUCUUCCUGAAAUGACCUUUGCUUUUAUAGUUCGCUACAGUAGCAAAUCCUCUUGUUACCCUUGCCUUUCUCUCUGCUUAUCACAAUCAAGUGAUCCAGACACUUAAGUGCCUUCUCAGUCUGCUACGAUUUCUCUGUUAGAUUGUUCCCUUAGCCCUUCCCUCCCUAUUUAAAUUUAGAUUUGAAAGCUCCUUUUAGUAAUAGGUACCUGCCUUUUGUUGGUUAGUCUAUAAAGCUGUCAGGUACACAGGUUGUGCUAUAUAGAUAAGAAUUAGGUUCAUAUAUUUGCUUUUCACAUAUUUAAAAUGAGAGUUUAAAAAUAUGCAGCGUUUUACAGAGCUACAAGCUAGGCACUGAUUAAAAGUAUGCAAACUUUCUAACCUUUUAAUUUGAUUUGUCUUCCUCUUUCAAGGGUCAUGCGUUGCAAAGCGCCACAGGAUUUACGGAGGGCUUGUCUCGGCAGUCAGUUUUAAACAUAAUUUUAAAGCCUGGGGAAAGAAAAUCUGUCAAAGUGAAGUUUACUCCAGUUCUUAAUAAAACAGUUUCAUCGCUAAUCAUUAUCAGGUAUUGGUAGAUCUUCGGAAUUGCUUUAAUUAACAGGGAUGUUCAAAUUUAGAGCUACAUUUCCCCAGCCAUCUGCGGGACACAUUGAUUGCUUUCAAGAUGAACUAUAGUGGCAGUUUGGUUAUAUGUGAGAAGUUCUAUGCAACUGAAUGCAAUGUAAUUUAACAUACAUAAGUCUUAAGGGUCAGCUCAUACAACCUGGCUGUCUCUACGAGAUGCUAAUGCUGCACCAUAAACUUUGCUCAUGCUUGCUCAGCUGCAAAAUCAUCCCCAUGAGCAUAUUGAGCCAGAAGCAGGAUAACAGCUUGGGACACCUAGGAGUGUAUGGAUAGGCACACCCACAUUUUUACUGGCCACAUGGCCCCACUAACUUGCAUGGUCACAGCUCCUUUUUAAGCCACUGUGAUGACACAAAUGGGAAUGGAUGAAUGUGUCAACUCCUUUUAGAAGUUCAUUAGUUUAUUUAAUGUUUUAUCUCAAUUUAAUCCUGUAAGCUGACCAUGCACUGCGGCAAUUGUGUAGGAACCACCAACUGCAUGAAAUAAACGAGGCUUGCACAAAAAUUAGCAAGGUUCAAAUGGCAAAAGAUGUUCAGCAGCAUUUAGGAUAGCACACAAAGUGCUACUUCAGAUGUGCCCAACGACUUGUGGUACCCAGUAGGACAGAUUCCUUUGAAAAGCAGACCCCAAAGCAGCAUCACACAGAUAAAUUUCCAGGAACGUCUUACACUGGUGCUACUGUUCAGGGAACUUAAUGGGGGGAAAUGCCAUGCAGUGGCUCCUGGCCUCCAUCUCCUUAGUUAAUGCAUGAUAUUAUUUAUUAAUAACUUGAGAAAAUUAGCAUUAUAGAUUUUAUCCAUACCAGUAGCUUUAUUUAAAAAUGAGUAAGUUAGAAUCAAUUUGUGGAGUAGGGAAAGACAAUGUCUAUGUAUUAGUUUGUUUUAUUGAUUUUAUGAAACUCGUUACUGGCUUUUCCUCAUUAAAUAACCCCAAUAUAGCUAGAAACAGUAGAGUUCUUCAUAAUUUCAUAAUGCUUUAUUUGGCUUUUCUCCCCUACAGAAAUAAUUUGACUGUAAUAGAAGCUAUAAUGGUUAAAGGACAAGGAACAACGGAGAGCAUGAGGAUUGCAGGCAAGCCACCUGGGCCGGGCAGUUCUUUACGCUUUAAAAUCACGGAAGCAUUAUUAAAAGACUGCACUGAAAGUAAGUCUUCUGUGGUGAAGCCAAACAUCAAAUCCAAGAGUGUGUGAGAAAGAAACUAGACAAUCAUUCUCGUAUUUUAAAAGCAAGAAUGAAAGAAGUGAAAGUAACUGAAGUAGCUUUGUGAAACCAGUUGAGCCAAAUGCUGACACCAUUUUCUUGUUAAAUAGUAGUCUAAUUUUAACUGCAUUUUUCUCUUUAUUUCAGAAACAAAAUUAAAGGAACCAAACUUCACAUUGAAAAGAACGUUCAAGGUGGAGAAUACGGGGCAGCUUCAAGUUAAUAUAAAAUCCAUAGAAAUCAGUGGAUAUUCAUGUGAAGGAUAUGGAUUUAAAGUAGUUAACUGUAAAGAAUUUGCACUAAGUUCCAAUGCCUCUAAAGAGAUUGUCGUAUUGUAAGUUAACUUAUGCUGAAGACUGGCACCAUUUUCAGUUGAUGGGGCAGCGGGUGGUUGGAGUUUCUAUACUUAGCAUUGUAUAUAGAAAAUGCUUUUUUUAUUUAGUUUGCCAGAGGUUCCUGGAGCACACUGAACACCUUCUUUACAUAGAUUUCUUCUACGUAAAUGAAAUCCGUCAAGCCGUUUACCCCUUCAGUUUAGAUAAAUUUAUGUAAGCUGUAACAGUGCUAUGUUCAAAUAUCUCUCAACAAGCUAAGAUACAAAUGAGUUUCAUGCACUUGACUUGUCUCCCCACUCGUGUGAAGGGAAGAGCAAAAGAGCUACAUGUGGAUAUAAGAUACACUCAUGCGUACCUUGGUUUAAUAAUGCAUACAUUGGCUCUGCCUGAGGAAUGGGGAACCAGCAGCCCCUCCCUGCCCUCUCCUAGCAACAAUUAUGCUUGAACAAAAGUUUAUAUUAGAGUCAGAUGAAGUAUGUGUCAAGUGGUAUAUAGCAGAAGUUGCAUGAGGCUACCCAUCACUCUUAAAGAUAAUAGCCUUUUCCUUUAUGAUAAUGGCCAUUACAUUUUCUUUAUUUGUCAUGAAAUACUAACCGCACCAUCAUAUUUGAUACAGUUAAUGAAGAGCCGAAUGGGUUGGGGUUAGGACUCGCAUUGCAUGACAGAGACAGGAGAGCAAAGAACUCUGGGAGGCGGGCACAGUCCCCUUCAGUUUUUUUCUCUCCUGCCUGACGAAUCAGGUCGUUUUCUCCCGGCUCUCUCUGAUUUUCUCUGUCAGCCAAGUGCUAACAAAUAAGAGAUAAUUCUAUCAUAUUCCUAAGCACCACAUUUCUAUUUUCAUUUAUCUCCAUAAAUGAUUUUUAUUUCUACUUACCCCCAUAAAGAUGCACUCUGUGUGCACAGUUAAUAUUGGCAUGUGCAGAACUUAUUAAAUCAUAAGAAUUAAAUUGCAGCAUUAAAACCUGCAGAGAGUUUGAAUCUAGAUUUAGUUAUAAUUAAACAAACACAUUGAAAUCAGUGGGUCUGGGCCUAGAUCAAACCGUUUUUGUUAGGAAUGGGGAGUGUUUAAGUGCAAAGAUUCACAUGUGAGCCCCCACUUCUCCUUUCAAGAUCUUUGCAUCAUGACUUUAAUCUAAAUUCAAGCAGUAACUAUUAUUAGAGGCUUAUUUGAUCUGCUAUAGAUGGGGAUGUUGAAUCCUAGAUUGACUCUAAUGUAACUGGAACGUGUGGAUUUGUUAUCAAGUGUAUAUAUAUAUAAUCUAGAUAAACAAUAACAAUCCUUUACUCUCAACAGGUUUACACCAGAUUUCACAACUUCCAGAGUCAUCCGUGAACUGAAACUAACCACAACAGGAGGUUCUGAGUUUAUGUUCAUAUUAAAUGCAUCCCUUCCCUAUCAUAUGUUAGCAACUUGUGCAGAAGCUCUGCCCAGGCCCAAUUGGGAGCUGGCACUGUACGUAUUAGUCUCAGGAAUAAUGAGGUACUAUACACAAUUUUUUAAUAGUUUUUUUAUAAUAUACAUGUAUUUCUAUGUUAAUAAAUCAAAUAUGUUAAGAAAAUGCCAUAAUAUUUUGCUGUGAAUAUGCAUAUGUAAGAAAUAUAUGUGCAUAUGUAAAAAAUAUAUAAGCAAUAUAUGUUGGUUGUCAACAGUGUUGCAGUGGGGCUUACAACCAGAAUAUGCACAGACAGCAGAGAGCAAAAGUCACAUUUUAUCUGAAUAAACUCAUUAGCUCCUGUUGCAUAACCAUCUGCAUUUAAUUGUAAUAACUAAUGGGAAAACCUCUCCAAAUCCCAUGAACAUGGAAAUUUGUUGACAGUUACAGCACAUGAUAUACCAGUAGCAGUUCUGUUGAGAGUUGGUAUUUGCAAAGCAUGGAGUCGCAUAGUAGUCGAUCUUAGAGAGAUAGAUUGAGCAGACAGAUGUCUUAUUAUUUUAAUAACUUCUUACAAAUGAGCUAGAAGCAGUUGAUACGAGUGUGAGUCAGUUUCUUACCGCAUAUCCCAUUUCAGCAAACACAGUAAGCUGGGAAACUCCUGGGAGAAACAGAUCCUAAGUUUGGGCAUAACUUGCUGAGCGACAGCACUUUCUCUGCUGGGAGUCCCUCACUUAGGAAUUCAGCUUCUUGGGCAGCUUGCCAGUACAUUCAGCUUAAUAAUUCGCAAGUUGCCUUUGUUUUUCCUACCAGAUUUAGUCUUGCUUUUUCAGGAUCAGCGUCUAUGCUUGUUCCAAUAAUAGGUGCUUAUGGAUGACUUAAUUAUAUAGUAUGUAAAUGUUACUGGAACUUGGCAUUUCAGUACCAGCAUGGUGGGGGGUUGUGAUGUGUGUAGGUGGGAGUAAAAUAUUGUUUCUCUUAAUUUGUCAACAAGAAAUGGGCUCGCCUUGUGUCUUCAGUUUUUCCAGGCUAUGAUGGCAGAAACACUGAUGCUUUACUUACUUGUCUGUUGCAGUGUGCUCUUCCUUUUGGUAAUUGGAACAGCCUAUUUAGAAGCUCAAGGAAUUUGGGAGCCAUUCAGACGACGCUUGUCCUUUGAGGCAUCCAAUCCUCCCUUUGAUAUGGGAAGACCAUUUGAUCUCAGGAGGAUAGUUGGAAUUUCAUCUGAUGGAAAGUAAGCUCUUACUUAUGAAUUGGAUGUUUGCAAAGUAGCAUUUCUCACCAGUAUAUGUCACUCUUGUAAACGAGGCUCCUAGCCUCACAACUUGAGCAGAUCACAGGUGCAGCAAAAAUAUCUAUGGAAUUUAAAACAACUGAUGCAGAAUGGUCUUUCAGACUUUAUUAGCUUGGAAAAUACAUGAUGGAUAGUUGAAUAGUGAAUAGUUGUUAUCUUAAAACUAGGACAUCAGUUGCAAACAUUCUCAGAAGCUGGUAGAUAUAUCUUGAUACUAUAUAGGGAUUGCGUCUUAUGUUUUUGUAUUCAGGAGCAGUUCAAGUGGUAACUUAACUACUUAAUGUAACACUAGUAUGUGGUUCUGCUUGAUAUCGUGCACAUCUAUUGUGCACUUGAGUAUAACACAGUAAGCAAUGCAUCAAAGCAGUCUUGGAUAAUUGCAUACUUCUAUGGAAGCUGCUAUGCAAUACUACCUAAAUGUAAGAAUUACGUAGAAAAUACAUAAAUAGAAAAGAGUGAAGAAAUUGUGAUAAAGGAGGAGGAAAAUGGGAGUCAGGAAGAUGCCUGUGUGGAAUGAUGUAUAAAUUACUGUUUUUCAAAAACAGGGAUUAUAUAUCAAUUUUGUUGGUCUCUGUAGCAAGGAACUAUUCUUUGAUAGCAGGGCAUGUUAACAUGCUGCUUUAGAAAUAACUUACUUGUCUCUUGAUCAAGUUUUGAGGCCCAGUUUAGCACUAUACACUUAUAUUUCCUGAAGCUAUGUUGAACCAGCCAUUUAGAUGCUACCUAGAAACAUUAAGAACUACUAUUAUGCUUUGCUAAAUAGGUUGGGAACUGUGCAGCUACAUUUUACUAAAUAUUUAUGAGAAGUAAAAACAAAUUUGAUCUGCUUCCAGCUUGAAUGCACUUGGAUCAGAUUCGAACCACAGCUCUUCCAGAGGAAUCUAUGGACCAGGAAGUUCCUCAUCACGAUCCAACGCAGGAAGUAAUAAGCAAUGCAAUUCAUCCGCACACCUGCACAGCAAUAGAAAUUCAGUCGAAGUUGAAAACAUGAAGUAUAAAAACUGUUCAAAUGUUGCUAGUAGGACUUCUAUGCAGGCAGGUUCUGCACAGUCAACAAACAGAGCAGGUUCCCUCUUCCUGGACUCCAGUUCUGCAACUCAGAAUCACACAGCAGGCAGGAAGUCCAGGGGUGGAAAACAAAAUCUGCACUCAAACCAGCAACACGCUCCAGUCUUACUAGAGCAACAUUUGUCACAGCCACCAGCAGUGCCUCACCAACAAGAGCAGCAGACUGAAAACUCCCUGCCGCAGUCGCAGCUUCCUACUCCUUCACAUUCAGAAUGUGCCAGCAACACGAGGCACAGCUCAGAGGAUUCCGACAUUGCUGCUCUUAUAGAAACCAUGGACAAAGACUUUGAUCAUCCAGAAUCCCCUUCCCCAGAUGUGUUUACAGAGCAGCCCCCAUCUCCAGUAGCAAAAAACAAAGGUAAUAAACUCCUACUUCACUCAAUUAACUCUUAUCUUACGAAGUGUGUACAUAAAAAGUUGUAUGUGCUGGGUGAGACAACUCUCUAUGGGAGGCAAGACAAGAGUCUCUGUCAUCUGUUUCCCCCUCUAUGACAUUUAUGCACCUCUCUGAUCGAAACUUGUCCUUUGUGCACUUCUUAUGUGAAAUAAUUCUCUUUUAAAAAAAGGAUUCAGUAAAGGCUUUUGAAACGACCACACACUUUCCCUGUUCCCCGAUAGCAGUGGUUAUUUGAAUAGGAGUUCCAGCAACUUAAAGAAGCGAGGAGAAGUGUCAGAGAAUUUCUACUAGGCUGCGCUCAUAUGCAGAGUGGCGGUGAACUUGCUUUCCUCAUGCUAAUGCUCCUAUUGUUUGUUAAGGCUAAGUUAAAAGAUUAAUUUGGGAAGUGUUUUAUUUUUUUUUUUUUAAAUCAUAUUUAUUAAAGUUUCCAAAAGUAUAAAAAUACAAAGAAAAAAGACAAAAGAAAGAAGAUAUUUAAAAACCUUACUUUCAUUCCCUACUUUCUGGGACUCCCCCCCCCCCAAUUGUAUUCCCCUUUCCUUAAUUUGGUUCUACAAGCUCUCACUCCCAAUUUAAAGCUUAAUUUGUUUAACCCACUAUCCAGAUUGAAUUGUAUAAAUCUUACCACCGUCCCACAUCAUUAACAGAAAAGAAAAAAGAUUUUCCCCAAGAUCCACCCCAGUUCCUUCCACAAAUUCCCUUUUUUUUAAACACGUCCGAUCAAAGUAAAAUAACAUGCGUAAGUUAUGUAAAGAAAUAGAAAAUAAGAGAUAUAGAAAAAUUCAAAAAAUGGUUACACAGCCUUUGGAUUUCACAUCUCCCCCCCCCUUCCCCGGGUUGAAUUCCCCAUGUCCAUCAGUCUAUGCAUUAUCAGCUUGGAAGUCUCAUUUCAUGACCAGAUUUCUCCCGAUUCCAUCUUGCCGGUUUUCUUUAGUUUAUUAAUUUAAAUAAUAUUUGACUUCAAAUGUCCAAUCUAACAAAGGCCUUUAAUUUCCUUGAUCUUUACCACUCCUCCCGUUGUUCUUUCCGUGUCGUAAUCAGUCCUUUAUUCUUCUUAUUCCUCACUUUCUCAGGUUUCUUGUCCUGUUCAGCUGCUAAAACUUUCUAAUUCAGAAAUCUAGUGUCUCUGCAGAGGUUUGUUAUUCAGGAACAAAACUUACGUCCAGUCCCUUUCUUUCUUCAAUAAAAAUUCCAUUGUCUUCCUCUGUAGACAAAAUACUCUUUCAGUUUUGCAGCUUUCCCAGAAGAUAACAAAUCCUGUGCGAAUCCCAGGGUAUUUUUCCACUUACGACCGUUCUUGUAGUAUCCCGAGACCCUCUAGGGGGAUUGUAAUAACUUUGUAUCCUCUAAUCCAAAAGUCAAAUUGUUGCUUAUUUUCCAACAGUUUAUAUCCAUAUUAUAGCAAAUUGUAACAAAAUUAACCAGCAAGGUCCUCAUAACAAAGUCCUCUUUAUAUUCUCCAGCUUUGACAGCCACUUUGACAGCUGUCAAAGUCUCCGUCUCUCUUCACCAGGCUCCACGAAUCGCCCCGGUUCCCAGGGGGGGGGGUUGCAUUUUUCUUCUCACCCUCCACUCUUCUCCUCCAGCACAUUUCUUAUAAUUUCCCAUCGUGAAAUUAAUGAUUUUUAUCAGAGACAUACUUCCCUUUGGACCUUGGUUACCCAGUCCUUGUUUUGGAAUGCUUACAAUAGGGGGGGGGCUUGACUUCCUUUUUAAAUAGCCCCCGCUCGUGCCAAAUCCAAAAUUUUGAACCCGGUUUCCCAAUUACUCACGGGUUGUUGUUAAUAGUCCAAAUUUUCAAUAGAAGAAGUCAGCGCUCUCCGUCGAAUGGCAUGCGGCUGCGCUCGGCAGGGAAAGCAGUGGACUCAAGCACCACGCCACUCCCGGCACUCCGAUCCGAAGCCUUUAAAAAGGCUCCUUCACGAGUCGGGAGGGCGCUAAUGGUGCAAGCCGAGUCACCCAUGUCCACGGACUCCGUGCCCGUGGUUUUGAAGGGUCCCCGCGUCGCCGGCGCGGUAGGACCCAGCCCCUGCCGAGCAGACUCCCUCCGGAGCUCGGAGGGAGUCCGCCAUUCGGCGAUGGCGCUAACCCGGAAGUCACCUAAUUUGGGAAGUGUUUUAGGCUCCAAGGACCAGACCCUAUGACUUCAGAGAGUGAACAAGGUCAUAUGGUACAGGGGAUCAUGGUGCUGUUUGUACUACAUAUAUCCGGGGUGUGGGAAGUGAUAGAGGAGGAAGAAAUGUUCAAGAAAGCUAGUAAGUGGUUUUGUGUCCCUUUUCACGUACUUUGACUCCUGAGGAUUACACUCUUAAUAUCCAUUUUUAGGUAAUGUAGCCCAGAGAUAAUGGGAAGAAAAGUUUGAAAAACAAACCCUGAAGAAGCACCCUGAGUUGUGCUUGACUUAUCAGACUAAUGCUGUAGAAUUUUGAAGUAUUCCUGUGCUUGAAUGACUUUUUAAAAGUAACAAUACAUGGAUAAACAUGUAGGGUUGUAUCCAACUCUGUCCAUCCAGAAGAGGAGCAGACUUCCAGCUGCACAGCAAGGCUUCACUUUCUCUCUCUGCAACAUCCUCCCAGACCUUCAAAAUCUUCUCCGGAGGGUUGGGGGGGGGCCUGCAGAAGGGAGGAGACGAAGGUGCAGCCUUGCAAGAGUGGAUGUUUGCUCACACAGGGUUGAAGUCUGCCUGUAGAAACUUGUAAGAAAUUGUUGUGUAGCAGCCAACUCAUCCAAUACCACUGUUCUGUACUGAGUGCUUUAAAACUAAAGCCUGCUUGCUAACACUAAUAGAAAAUACAGGAUUUCUGAAGGAAAUAGAUAUGAUGCUGAAACCUAGAACCUGUACAAAAUGUAUGACGGUGUGUGUUAAGCAGAAAUAAUUAUUAGUAUGUUUAAACAGAUUUUAUAUAUGUAUAUAGCUUUAAUUCCAUUUUUGUCAAUGUUUAAUUGUAUUUUAAUGGUUGCUUUUGCUAUAUUUUUAGUUGUUCUUGUUUUUAUCUGCAAGCUGCCUUCAGUCCCGUCAGGGAAAAUGUGGGGUAUAAGUAAUAUUAGUAUUAGUUUGGGGUGGGGGUACAUACUCUGCAUUUUGCUUUCUUCAUAGUUAUAUUUUAUAGGGAUUGCCAGUAACAUACCAAUUGUGCAGUAGUUCCUUUGUUAGCACAUUGUAGCCAGAAAGCUAAGGGAAACUGCAUAUCAUCAGUGGCCAGUAUCUGUAAAACACAGUAAGGUGUGUAAAAUCCCUUAGACUUCUUAAAUUUGAUACCACCAACAUCAGAAAGUGUCUCUGAAAUGAAUUGCAUCCCGCAUGAAGUAGUACAGCUGACCUGGAGUGCGGUGUGCCAGGAAUGUUCCUCCACUGAAGUGUACUGGUACAAUUCCUAGUGUAUGAUGUUCCUAGUGGACUUUGUCCCAGGUACAUCACGGUGAUGAAAGGGUGUUGUUCUCUACAGCUGUCACAGAUCACAGCUGUUGCUAAUUGGAAGCUGCCUUUAAUACCCCAGGGAAAGGAAAACCGUUUCAACGCAAAUCUAAACCCCAGAAGAAGCGGGAAGAAAAGGAGAGAAGAGGAAAGGGAAAGCAACAAGAGGAUGAACUGAAGGAUUCUCUUGCAGAUGAUGACAGUUCUUCAACUACCACAGAAACUUCCAACCCCGACACAGAAGCACUUCUAAAAGAGGUAGACUUUUUUUUAAAAAAGGGGUGUCAGAUGAGAGAAGAUGAUGAGUCUGGGGGUUUCAUACUUUAAACUUGCCACUAUAUUUAUUCAUUAAGAGAUUUAAACUCCACUUCUUCCCCACAAAGUGUCCCCCAUAAGGCUGCUCACAAGAAUUGUUAACAGCUUGGUAAUGGAAAAACUCAAAAGCAGCAGCAGGAAAAAAACCCCACAAUAUACCUAACCAAACUCCAGAAUAUUAGAAAACAUAGCCACCUAAUUUGUAAAACGAAAAGCGCAGUAAAACAAUGCUGCAUUUAUUGAGCAUUGAUUCAAGAGAAAGGCCAAGCAAACCUCCUGGAGCAGGAAGAUACACAGUUGGGUUGAAAACGUCCUGUAAUGCAUCCCUACCAUCUCUGAAGGCAGUAGGAUACAGAACAGGACCUUCCCAGAAAACCUCAGUGAACGGUCAGAAUCAUGUGGGAGAGGAUGGCCUUUCUCAAAACACCUAGCUCCAAACCAUUUAGCAAUGAUGGUAAUCAAACUUUAAGACUGGGCUUGGAAACAAACUGGGAGCCAGUGAGACUAAACAAAAUUAGAACAGCAGCAUUUUUGUACCAGCUAAGUUUUCUGGUCACUUUUCAAAUGCAUCCUCAUAUAGAGCAUACUUCGGUAAUUCAAUCUGGAUUUGACCAGGGCCUAUGUGGCAAUGGCCAUAUUUGCCUUCUCCAGGAAAGGCGCACACAAACUUGAAAAUGUGUCAAAGCAUUUCUGGCAAUCUAGGAACAAGGCCAGAAAUGCUUUCUCCAACCAUGAAACUAGUUUUUGAGGGGAGCACAACCCAAGAAGUUGAACAUUUGUCCUCCAACCUAACCUCCUAGGACCUGCCCUACAUUAAAAAACCAGAGCCAGCACAACGUGGUACCCGGCUCCUAGGCCCAUCCCUGUUCCAUAGUCCAGAAGGGUACUGUGACUGAUGUAGAAUUACUUCAUGAAAUUACACAUCUACCAUUUGAUUUUUAAAAUUGAACAUUCGGGAGCAAAAGUAGAUGAGAUACCAAAUGUGUGGUUUUUUAAAAAUAUAAUAAUAAUGGUAGGUGAGGAGGGCACAAAAUUCAUUGGGACAAAAUAACAUGUGGGGAGGUUUACCCCUUGCCUCCCUUGGUGCAGUCCUGAUGAAUAUUGCCCCUUACUCUACUUGCUACAUCUACUUGGUAAUAAUGCAUGUAGCAUCAUGUCUAAACUGGCCUUUAGAUAUCCCUAAGUAAUUCGUAGAAUUUACUGUGCUCUAGGUUUCUUGUAGCAUAGCAAAAUGAACUGGUAGCUUCAGUUAAGUAACUUAAAGGAAAAGCUCUCUGCUUACAUUUUUAAAUAUAAUUAUCAAAGCUGUUUUGUGAAAGAAAUGGGGAGAUUUAGCUGUAAUGCAUAUUGUUCCUAGAAUUGUUGUCUUCCUUUUUUUUAAAAAAAUCUCCUUUUAAUGUCUUAUUGUUUACUUAAUAUUUUUAUUGGGAUUUGGUUGGCUGUUUGUAGGAGCCAGAAAAGCAAAAGGGAAAACAGGCAAUACCAGAAAAACAGGAAAAUGAAAUCCAAGUAAAACAGAAAAGCAAAAAGCUAUCGCUUAUCAAGAAAGAAAUCCCGACAGAUGUGAAAUCCAGGUACGCAUAGAACUAUGUUAAUGCCAUCCAAUCUGCUUUCCUCAGUAGGCAUGAGGAAAUAAAGUUCCUGGCAGCAGAACUUUGCAUCAGUCAGCUGAGAGAAAUGUGUCACACGCUGCAAUAAUUACCAUUUCUUCUCUGUUAACGUGGCUGAAGAAAAGGAAGUGGUAGUGCCUGGGCACAAGAAGAAUGAUAGAUAAUAGAAACUGAACAGAAAGGGGAAACCUUGUAAUUAUGGGAAACUCUGCACAAUAAGAAGCCUGCUUUUUUUGUAAGCAAGAACUUAGACAAAUAGAUUUGGAGAGACACUUCUCCAUUUGUUUUUCCUAACAGUUAAGACAAAGGGAGUCGGCUUGGAGAAGAUUAGAGAAAGCUGUUUCUCUUCUGCACACUUUUAUGUAUGCAAGAUCUUACUUUGUUGGUCAAACUGUUACAAAUAAUAACUUUUUUUGGAUAAUACUUUUAUUACAGUUCCUUUGAGAUGUCAUGUCCUUCGUCACUCGAAAAUAAGCAGCACAAAAGCUUUUCAUCCAAGUUGUCUUCUCAGCAUAUGUUCGCAAAUGGGUUCAAACCAAGAAACCUCCAGAAAACAAAAGGUAUUCUUUGGCUGUUCAGCUAUUGAUCAAGAUUAACCUCUGAAACUUUAGUGUUAGCUGUUCCUCACUGGCUGUACUUGUGAGGCUGAAGUGCUGUAUGCCCUACAAACUACAAGUUUAUUUUUUUGUUUUUGUUUCUUCUUCUUCUUAGGUAUCAAUAUGAAGCUGAUGGAUAAUAGGCCAUCUUCACUAGCAAAGUUUUUCUCCAGUGGUUCUGGUCAGGAGCUGGGCAAUACCAGCAGCUCAGAAGGAGAAAAAGAUUCUCCACCACCAGAGUGGGACUCAGUGCCAAUUCACAAGGCAGGCAGCUGUAAGUACUCUGGGCAUUAAUUUAACAUUAGCAAUAAGCUUAUGGGCAGUGAAUCAGUUCAAUAACAAAGGAUUUAAUUUCUUUUUCCAUUUGAAUGCAAUUCUUUGUGCUUAACAUCAGAACAGCAUAUGAUUGUCACAGAGUUCUUGGCACAAAGGGAUAACGGAGGGCUUGUUUGGAUAAGAUGCCUCUGCUGUCCAACUUCUGUCCCCUGAACUCAUUGCUGAUAAUAUACUUUUUGUUUUGUGAUUUGUAACAAAAUGGAUUUAUUAAGCACACUAAAUAAUAAUAAAACUCCUCAAGAGAGAGAUUGGGGGAAAGGAUUGUUUCCAGGCACUUUAUGUUAUACUACUUGGGUGGCUUCUCCACUGAGAAAAUGUCCCUUGUGGGGUGCUCCUUCCCUGUACAGGGGCUUUUUACCCACUCUGCCUUUGCAGCAUCUACAGCAGAGCAGUUAUACUGAGUGAUCUGUAAGAGUCUGUUUAGGCAUUACUACUCCCUUCCCAACUCAGGGAGAUGUUAGGCCAGGGAGAGACUGGCAGUGGGAUUUGGCUUGUACUCUUACCAGGAUAAUGGGAGGUCCCAAGAGUAUCCAAAUCAAUUUGGGUAUUCACCUCUUCUUACAAGCAAGGAGUGGGGAAAUGUGUACGUAUGUCAAAGGCAUUUUCUCCUCCUGUCCCCACUUCAGCACUGUUUUAGUAACGUGCAUGAGUGAGAGUUAGGGUUGCCAUAUUUCAAAAAGUGAACAUCUGGACACAAAAGCUGUUGAACUCCCCCCCCCCCCAAAUCUCCAAAAAAGGAUAAGUUUUUAACCUUCUGAAUUUUUGAAAAUUCCGCCCAGACACCAUUUUUGAUGGACGAAUCUCAGCUAUGUCUGGGGAAUUCUGCAUGUAUGGCAACCCUAGAGUUAGUUCCUUUUUUAAGGUUAGAAGUGCAGAACUUGACAACCUCAACUUUGCCACUUUAGGUGGUGCAGAAUAUCUGACUUACUGGGCACCAAACUGAAACUUGUAGUUGCCUGAAACAUUAUCAGACUUGGAAUAAGUUAACACUAUUAAAAUCUGCUCUCCUGGUGGGAGGUUUAAUUUGUGACUGGUUUAUUUAUUUAUUUUAAAAGUUCAUGAGGUAUAUCCAGUGCUGCAAUGUCCCCAUCCUCCUCUCCUGCCCCCUUCAGCUGCACACACCCUCGAAAUCAUUUCCAGGAGAGGAGGGGACCCCCUUCAAAGCAGGGUGUGUGUGUGUAGGGGGAGGAAACGAAAGUCCCAUUGUACCAGCAGAACUCCUGGCGCAGCACUGGAUACAACCACAAGUAACUGUUUCAAGACUGACUUUGUACAAUGAAGUAAUAAAAAUAAGAUAUCUCUUAUUCUGGUUCCCAGCUACUGACAACCUUUAUAAGCUGUCCCUACAAACCCUUAGUGCAGAUGCUUUCUUGAAACAACGACAGACCUCACCAACUCCUGCCUCGCCAUCUCCACCCCCUGCAUCAUUGGCCUUUGUGCCCCGAAGCACUUAUAGCAGUAUUGUGAACAACUGCAGGUAAGUUCAGGUGGUCACUGCAUAACCAAGCUCAACAUCUGAAGGCAAGAAACUUCUGUCGUUUUUUUAUUUAUUUAGCUGCAUUACCAUUUUCAGUUCCAACUGUCAACAAAGAUGAGUUUUUAACUUCUUUCCUUCCUAGUUUAUGACACAAUCUAUUGGGAUGAGCCCAGGGUCCUGUUUUCUGUAUAACUUCUGUAGGGGGCCAAGAUCCAAAUCUAGGUCUGAACAGCAGACAGGAGCAAAGGCAACAAAUUAUAAACAAAAUGAAUUAGGAUGAGGGUAAGACUCUCUUGAUAUGCUGAAAGAUACAUACUCUCAUCAGCAGUAGAAGCAAUCCUAGCUCACUGCAUACACAUCUCAGGAUGGUUUUGGCUAGAACUUAGUGUCAGAAGUGGUGAAUAAAAAAUGUGGAUGUUUUCCUAUUCAAAUACUAAAAGAAAAAUAGGUUUCAGGACACAAUAUCUGUGUCAGCCCUUAGUUUGGCUGUAUCCAAAUCACCAGAUUGGUGCUAAAUUCACAAUUUGCUCCUCUUUAACUGGACCUUUGGCUGAUUGACAUCAAAUGCCUUUUAAAAAUGCAUUUUGGGUAGGAAGGCUUUAUUGGGUUAUUUUUGUUUUUAAUUUUAUUAUGUAUUUUGAAUUUUUAUAUUGUGAUUUUAUGUUGUAACCGCCCUGAGACCUGUGGGUAUAGGGCGGUAUAUGAAUUUAGUUCAUCAUCAUCAUCAUCAUCAUCAUCAUCAUAGUAAUAAUAUCUCAAACAAGGCAACCAGUGAUGUUAGAUCACUGCCUUGAAAUAUCCAAACCCUAGCAUAUUAACUUCAUGGCAAAAUCCAGUUCAGGUAAGCUCUAAAGAACACCACAUCCCUCCUCCUCCUUGUUUUCUUUCAGUGAACCGAAAAGCAAGGUGCUCAGUGGUGCCAAACAUAAGGUGGCAAAGACAGCUUCUCUCCCUGGCAGGAAUGGAAACCCUACAUUUGCUGCUGUAGCUGCUGGUUAUGACAAGAGCCCAGGUAAAACACAGGAAUCAAAAAGCUAUGGCUAUUUGAGAGUGUGAUUGUUCUGCUGUCUUCAUAUGUUCAUUUAAACUCCAUUGUUACAGGUGGCAGUGGCCUAGCAAAACCUUCACCGAUGAAGAGCGAGGCAUCUGGCUGUAUGAAUGUUUCACACACAACCGUUGACAGUGACGGCUCUGACAGGUAACUUGAAUUAAUCCUUUGGAAACAGAGGCUCAACAAUGGUGGAUAUGGUAAAAAGCUGCUUUCCCUUUUGCACCCCAGUUAGAAGAAUAUGUCUAUUAAAAUUCCUAUACUUUGCACAUAGAAAAAUCCUCACUUCAUAAUUUGCCUAUCCAAAAAAAACCCCUUCCAUUUCGUGUUAUUUUUUAUUUUAAAAAAAAAUGUUUUAAAAUUUGGAUGCUGGCUGCUUAGCAUAGCAUAGCAUGUUUGUAAUUUGACAAUAAAGCAACAAAACUGAAAUCCAGCAUUUCCUCUUCUCAUAAGAUACUGAAAUAUGGGGACCAAGUGUGCACUUCUCAGUUGUGUGGGCAUUUUAAAAAAUGACAAUUUAGUUAACUUAGUUAACUAAGGAUGUGACUGUAGGCCUACUUUCAGCUACAAAACUCACUGGCACAUACCUGUAAAUAAUCAGUCGGGAAUUCACCCUUGGCAUUUUUUGUCAAAAUUGACAGUGUGUUAAAAUCAUUAUUUGUUGUCCAUAUGAUAUUUGGCUGUGUUUUGGUGGUCUUCACACUGAAGUGACCUUAUUAAUGAAAACCUCUUCUCCUCGGCUACACUUAGUUCUGGUUUGUGGAGUCCUAUAAGCAAUCCUAGCAGCCCGGAUUUCACACCCCUCAACUCCUUCUCAGCAUUUGGAAACUCCUUUAACUUAACUGGAGGUGAGUGGUAUAUUACAGUAGUUAAAAAAAAGGAACAGAACAAUAUGCCAUAUUUCUCAAUUGGCUACCCUGGCCAAUCUUUCCUAAUGUAAUGAGGCUCACUUCCUUUGAGAAUGUUUUUGGCAGUGUUAUGUCUUGGAAAAUAAAGAAUGACAUAAAAUAUUAAAAAUACCUUUUCUUUUAACAAAAAACAAUAUUUUUCUUAAUUACAUAAAUAAUCACACACUUCAAUAUACCAGGGGUGUGUGGGUGUGGGUGUUUAUGUUUGAGAUAGAUAGAUAAAUAAAUAAAAGCCAGAUUCUAGUGGCAUGCCAAUUUAUUUCAAUUUUAUUGAUUGAGCUACCUGUCAGUUACCAUGCAAACAGUGGAGAGUCAGGUGAGGACCUUCCCAGUGGGUUGACUGCGCAUCAGACUGCUUUAGAGUUCAACAUGAUGGAGGGAGAUGUAGGUGUCCUCUCCCCAAGGGGAGAAAAGAGCAGGGCUUUACUCACCACCCGCAUUGGAGGUCUGAUGAUCAAAGAGAUCAAAGGUGGGGCAAUGAUAAAAUAGGGGGAACAUGAUCAAUGGGAAACUAUGCCACAAUAUAGAAUCUCCAAAUUGCUGUAGGAAAUAAAACCUCUCAGCAAAUAAAGCAUGGAGAUUUAGGAAAUGGUUAGGGGGACUUAAUAACUUUUCUGUAACAGCUGUCAAAGUUCAGUGUUUGUCCCAAGAAUUGUAUAUUUGAGUUUAUAGAGUCUGGUCCCAUGGAACAACAAAAACAAAACAAAACACCAUAGAAUCAGUAAGCUUUGUUGGGGCAGUUAGUGUUUAAAAAUGUUCAAAGGAAGCUCUCCUAUUAGAAGAAUUAUUCCUCAGAUAUGGUUGCUCAGAGCAAGAAAUAGAGAAGGCACAGCACCACAAUGAUCUAGUAAUGGCAGUCUUUCACAUAAAAGGUCAGAGCAAACAUUGGAUCAUUCAACUGGAUUGCUGUAUGGGCAGCUCUUUCUCACUUAGUUGUGUUGUUUAGCACUUGUGUUCUGGCUUGCAAAUCAGGCUAAGCCAAAUGCUGGCUCAGCAUGAAUGCAGGAACAUGUGGACCCCUAAUAUGAAUUUGCAGCUGCCUUACUUCUUCCUGGCCCUUUUUGCUGCCACACUGUGCUGAGCCAACACAAAGUUUGGCUUUGCGUGUUUUCCAAAGCUGAGAUCAUCCUUAAGCCCUCUCCCGAUUAGUCUUGCACUUAGUCUGAAGAGCUCAUAAGCUUUCAUUCAGAGAACAUACUAAGCCAGACAUUGGCUUAGCCUUGACUAGGGCAGGAUAUGCAGUCUUCUGGUUCCAUGUUUGUGUAUGUAUGUGUUGGUAUAAAGCUGUUGAUUUCAUCUAUGAAAAAUAAUAUUGUGCAUAGAUUUUUCAAGACAGAAUGUAACAUGGAUGUUUUGUCUUAUUCUCCAUUCCCUCAACUUAGAAGUUUUCAGCAAGCUUGGGCUGUCACAGUCUGUUUAUAGUCCAGAUGUUCAACGAAACUGGACUGAGCUUAGUAAUGUUCCUUCAUCCAUCUGGGACUCCUCAGCUACAGAUCUGAUACCUCCCUGGCCCACAAGUUCAGGAUCCCCAACUCACACCACUUCAGUAAGUAUAUGAAUAUGUAUGUAUGUAUGUAUGUAUGUAUGUAUGUAUGUAUGUCUACUACUCCAUGUGGUGCUCUCUUUUUCCUGGUAGUAUUGAAUACUUGUGUGUCACAGCUCUUGUCCUUAUUUUGUUUUUUAUUAAUAUAGUCUAUCCUUGGGAACCCAAGCGGCCUGUGGUCUACCACCACCACUCCGUUCAGCAGUUCCAUUUGGUCAAGUAAUUUGAACAGUAGCCUUCCUUUCAACACUCCAGCUAACACGUUGCCAGGUAUUGAUCUUGGGAGUGAAAACACCCCUCCACCAGCUGCUGCUGCCCCAAUAGUUAGCAAUCCUGAAGACUUGGGACAAGCAUAUAACCCUUGGCUAAUUUGGAGCCCUGCAAUCGGGAGAAGAAGCUCAGAUCCUUGGCCUAAUGUGCAUUAUCCACCUGAAAACGGAAAUUAAGAACAAAGGGACUGUUGUCCAGAUUGGAUCAUGGUAAAUUCUGUAAUAUGCCUGGAACAUAAUUUGCAGUUUGCUGCCAUUCCUACUCAGACCCCAACAUGGUUACAAUCUAGUCAUACAUUCAUCACUUUAAAGUCUGUCUUGAGAUUAUGGUAGUAUAAAAUUACUGAUCAGCUUGGAAAAGUUUGGAUGUGGGUUAAAAAAUCCUAUAAGAUGAUAGUCAUUUUUUUUUUUUUUUACCAACUGCCCAUUCUGUUUUUUAAACACUUGGCAAUUUCCAAAAUGCAAUGAUUUUUAACUACCGUGCUUGGUUUUUAAUUUCCCCCCCAGUAUUAUGCUCUCAAACAUAAUUUUUAAGAGCACCUUGUGCUAAAAAUGCAGAGUAUUUUUUUAAAAAUAAGGCUCUCUUUGUUAAAGGCUCUACGAAUGUAAAAACCUUAGGAGCAAAUGUAUGCGCAUACUGUUCAAACUAUACAUUUUAUGUGCUGUUUGUACAUUUGUAAACCUGAAUGCAUUUUUAAGUUGAACUGAAAUGUGCAUAGCCAAUACUUGUGGAUGAAAAAAAAAAAGAUUCCUUGUGCUUUUCUUACCAAUACAACUUCAAGUUGUACUUGAAAAAUAAAAUAAUGCUUUUUUUCA